ACGGAAGUAAAUUAUAUAUGCAAAUUAUAUUCAUAAAAUAAACACAUGUAUUAGUUGUAUUUAUAAAUAAAACUUUUUCAAUACUGAAAUUAUACUAAAACAAUUACUCGCCUCAGGCUCGGUGAUUACAAGCGUAUGUGGUAUGUUCACUUCGCCUUCGCUUGUAAUAGUCCGUAUGUUGUGACCUCGAAAAGUGCCUAGAAAAAGAUUUUCAUUAAGCAUGUCUUAGAUCUGAAAUACUUUUACGGGAACUAACACUUUCGAACACGCUGAUUUCAAGUCCGAAAAGUUCCCACUCCGUAGACCCGCAGUUUUCUUACAAAAUGCUAUUUUAUCUUCACUAAUUUCACAGCAAAUUUUUUCAUUGUUCAACGACACGGAUCGAUGACGAUACACAAUUAUGUCACUCAAUAGGACCAAUUUCUAUUAACCAUUCUUCCUUUAAAAAAAAGACCGGUUUUGCUCGAAUCAUUCUGAGUUAUGCAAUCUUAUGCGUGUUGGACGUAAACAACAUAUCUUGUCUACAACUUUGCGAAGGUACAGAUAAUUCCUUCUAAAAUCCUUAGUUCUGGAUCUAUCUCUAUAAAAUCACAAGGACAUUAAUGUCAAGUCUUUGUUCUAUGUCUCUGGGAUGAGAAAUAAUUCCUUACAUGCGAUCAAAAUGUUUUAUACAAAGAUAUAAAACGGUAAUCUAUAUGUAAUGGAUCAGCAUUGAAAUUUCCAACACGGUUUCCAAGACGUAAUUCAACAGAUAACUUAUUGCAUUUGAACUAUUGCAUGAGUUGGUGUUAUACUGUGCGAUAAGCGAGUAUUAUUGGAAAGAGGGCUUCUAUAUACGUCGAAAUCAUCAAAUAAACAGCUCAUGCACACAUUUCUCCACUUCGCGGUAAGUUUACAGAGCAUAUUUUAUACUUUGUGACUGAUCUUUGUCUUUGAUGUGAACAUUUAUUCUCAUAAUAAUUCUCAUAUUUAUUCUCAUAAAUCAGUUAACAGUUUGCGAAGUGUCUGAGGUGCUCCAUAGCUUGGACACAAACAAAGCUAGCGGUCCAGAUAAUUUGCCAAAUAGAAUUCUGUUAAGCGUUGCUGAUGAAAUUGCACCUUCAAUUUGCCGUCUUUUCAAUCUUUCACUAUCAGAAGGCAUAAUGCCUAAACGAUGGAAACUUGCUAACAUUACUGCCAUCUUUAAAAAGAAUUAUCCGACAAUUCCAUCGAACUAUAGACCUAUCUCUUUACUCGAUACGUUAUCGAAAGUUUUAGAGCGGUGUGUUUACAAUCACUGUUAUGAACAUCUACACUCUAUGUUCCAUUAUCUCCAACAUGGUUUCCUGAGAGGGCGGUCCACGAAUACGCAGUUGUUGGUAGUAUACCAUCAAAUUCUGGAAUGUAUCGCUAGUGGUCAAGAAGUAGAUGCAAUUUACCUGGACUUUAGCAAAGCGUUCGAUAAGGUACCACACAAUCUGCUUUUAUUAAAACUUAAAUCGUAUGGUAUUUCUGAUCCUACCCUCUCAUGGUUUGGCAGUUACUUAUCGGAAAGACACCAACGAGUGGUUAUCAACGGACAUUCUUCUGACUGGCUCCCUGUUACAUCGGGCGUCCCGCAGGGGUCUAUCCUUGGGCCGCUUCUUUUCUUAAUAUACAUUAACGAUCUACCCACCUAUUUAGAAAACAAUUCAUCAAUUGCUCUUUAUGCGGACGACUCCAAACUUUUCCGCCCUAUCUAUUUGCCUAACGACAGUGUUUCCCUUCAGAAAGAUCUCGACAGCCUCAGUCACUGGGGCAAAAACUGUGCAAUGGCAUUCAAUGUUAGUAAAUGUAAAGCAGUACAUUUUUCAAGGAAGAAAUUACCUACAGAACAUCACUUAACGGGUAAAAACUACUAUCUGGCAGGUAACCAAUUAGAAAAUGUUGCUAACAUACUGGACCUUGGAAUUACUAUCACCAACAACCUUUCAUGGUCUAAACACAUCGAAGAGAUUGUCUCUAAAGCUAACAGAACCCUUGGUCUUGUUAAAAGAUUGUGUGGGGAUAUCAAGGACACAAACACCCGGAAGCUUCUGUAUUGUACUGUUGUUAGACCAAAGCUUGAGUAUUAUAGUAGUCUUUGGUCUCCUUACACAGGUAAACAUCGUUUACUUAUCGAAAAUGUUCAGCGAAGAGCUACGCGGUUUAUUCUUAAUUACCCAAAAGAUAUGUCAUAUCCGUUGAGGCUGCAGAAACUACGCCUUUUUCCACUGGAAUUCAGAAGAGAGAUUUCGGAUUUAACUUUAUUGUUUAAGUCCAGAAAUGGGCUAAUAACUAUGGACGUGAAUAAGUACCUGAACACUUACGUUUAUUGCUAUCGGACACGUAAUUACGACCCAAAUAACUACAACUUGAUUAUUAAGCACAAACAAGACUAUUAUAGAAAGUCGUUUUUCAUUAGGGCUACAGAACUCUGGAAUACGUUACCUUCUAAUUUAAAAUCUUGUAAUUCAAUUACUUUAUUUAAGACUAAAAUCACUAACCUAUACUUCGAUAAAUUAGCUACGUAUUGCUUACCUGCGUGAAUAUUUCUUAGUGUAUUGUAUUGAUGUAUAGGGGUAGGAUGGCAACUGGGACAUUAGUCCUGUAUCUAACUCCUGCCAGUCGUCUGUUUAGUAAACUUGUAACUUGUUAUAUAUGUAUGUUAUUGUAAUUUACUGGUGAAUUAAUUAAACUAAACUAAACUAAAUAGCUUAAGGUUAUUUAAGAUUGAUGCUGUCGUAAGUCUUCUACCUGCAACCAUUCGACAAUAUUUCGUUUUAGCGUUGUCUUUGCCGUUACGUUGGCUUCGCGUUACUUUUGUUUUAAAUAUCUUGAUCGCGUUAAAAGAGUUAUUUUUCAGGCCAGUGACAUAGCUAAAAGACUUGAUAUUAAUGUCCUUGUGAUUUUAUAGAGAUAUCUCUAGAACUGAGGAUUUUAGAAAGCGUUAUCUGUACCUUCCAUAGAUAUCUUAUAUACACUAGAUAGUGAAUCUAAUUAUUCUGCAAUUCAAAAAUUGAAGCCGUGAUUGCAGUCUCAGGUCGUUCCCAUGAAAUGAGAAGAUUCGUAUGUUUUCUAUUUCUUAAACAUGGAACUUAAACAUUAAGUUAACCCCAUUCCAAGUACAUUUUUAAACUAUUCAAAUGAUGAAAGUUAUUGUUGUUUUUAAGCGUUUAUUAGCAAGUGGGAACGACCAACAUGGCCGCCAUCUAUUCAAAUGGGGGUAACCGCUGGAAUAUUCUUGGCUUCAAUUUUACUAAAAGAGAUGCGCUAUCUAGUCUAUAUAAGAUAUCUAUGGUACCUUCUCACAGUUGUAGACAAGAUAUGUUGUUUACGUUCAACACGCAUAAGAUUGCAUAACUCAAAAUGAUUCGAGCAAAACCGAUCUUUUGUUAGAAGGAAGAAUGUUUAAUAGAAAUUGGUCCUUUUGAGUGACAUAAUCGUGUAUCGUCAUCGAUCCGUAUCGUUGAACAAUGAAAAAAAUUGUUGUGAAAUUAGUGAAGAUGAAAUAACAUUUUGUGAAAAAACUGCUGGUUUACGGAGUGGGAACUUUUCGGAUUUGAACUCAGCGUGUUCGAAAGUGUUAGUUCCUGUAAAAAUAUUUCAGAUCUAAGACAUGCUUAUUGAAAGUGAACGAUAUCGGGUCACAACACACGGACUAUAAUCACGCUGGUCAUAUUCAGCAAAUUUUCUCCCAGUACCGCAGGCUCGCAUUUUCAGCGGACUUGUAAAAAAUUGAAACUUUUGCAUUUUUCACAGAACUGCCCACUUUCUGUGGGAUGUCCGCUGACCAUACGAGUCCGCACGAGUGGGAGAAAUUUUGCUAAAUUUGACCAACGUGAAUCACCUCUCGCUUUCGGCGAUAGACUAAUUGUUAAACAGCUCAUAUACUGCCAGUAGAAAAUAACAAGAUGAGAUCCUUAUAGGACAUUCCCUUAUAGGAGAUGUUUUGAGAUCCUUAUAGGACAUUCUCUUCAAAAAAAUUACUAGCAUGUUCUUAGCUCGUGUUUAAUUUUUUGGCGCCAAAGUUGACACGUCAUUUCCCCGCCAAAAUGUACCAAAAUCGAAAAACAAAAACGAUACGAUUUUUCGGAAUGGCAAGUUCUAUCCUGUGAGGAAGUUUCGUGAUAUUCCAAACUAAGGUCGGAAAGUUAUAACUACUUGGCCCAAUUUGCUGUCUUUUUUUCCCACCGUGAAAAUUAUACCUAAAUUUCUCCCUUUUCCUUCGGUAAAAUUUUUUAAAACUUUGAACAUUUCUUAACAUCGGCUUAACAAGCUCAAUAUUCUUUUUUCAUAAAAUUUUAUUGAAGGGAAAUUUUUUAAUAUUGAUUUGCGACACUUUUGAAACUUUCUAAAAAACGUUAGUAGAUAGAAUUUUUUAAAAUCGAAAAAAUCGUUGUACGAUAUCUAUCUUUUAUGCAAAGUUUAAACUAAUUUAAUGAAGGGAGUUUUUAAAAUGGCCGGAAAAGACAAAUUUUGAGUUUAAUUAUCCUAAACACGCUGUUGCCAUGGUAACGGACUUUCAGCGCAAAAGUACCAAAUCGCAAUGUUCAGGAGAAUUGUGAAUGUGUCCAAUAAAUUCCGUCUUCAUGUCAUGUAAAUUGAAGAAACAGGAGUUUUCUGGAUACUUGAUAGUGUAGUAUAAUGCGAAAACCCUAGAGAGCCACCUUAAAAUAGUUUUUAUUAUAAUUUUAUGGGUUUUUAAACACAGAAAUCACUCGUGGUCAUUCGUGGUCACUCGUGUGCACUUUUAGACAAGACCCAACACAACAGCAGGUUAUUCGCUUUUUUAUAGCAUUAAGAAGAAUAAAACAUAAUAAAAAUACUUAUGGGUUUGCAAAUAGAUUUUUAAUGCUUAAACUAGUUUAAAAGUGUAGUUUUUUAAAAAAAAAUAAUGCCGAAAGAGCAAAGAUAAAAAGACAUGAACAGAAUAUUAAUUUUUUGGAAGAAAUUAAACUGAACUAGGUCAAUUUAUAGACGUGAAAUCAACAGCACCUGUUUUGUCUAAAAGCCUUAAAUAUAUAAAAAAUUUGAGUUUUGAGCAAUGUUUGAAGUAUUAUUUAAAGAAAUAGCAGCAGUGGUUUAUCAGGUUUAGGGCAAGUUGUUUUGAUUGCUAAACUAAAUGUCAAAUAUUGGCAUACAGAUGAGUCUGUGAAUUUAUUAGUUGUCUUAUAUAUAAAAAAAGGUAUUCUACUCACUCUUGUCCUAUAUAUGACUGCUCAUAUACGACUCGAGUUCGCAGAAUAACUGUUAAUUAUACUGUACAUGCAUACAAUUCAUUCCUUGAUUUUUUAAAGAGAAUGAAGCCGAGGACUCAAAUCUGUCUCUAGGGUGAAGACCUUAAGUGUAUAGUGCUUCGGAAAUCCGUAGCAUGGCAUCUUCGCUAAAGGGUAGUUUAAUAAAAAUGUAUCGCUAAUUACAAAGCAAUUUGACCAAGACCACUACUCCUUCUCGGCUGGUAAAAUGGCAGCAGUGUAUAGGUUUGAUAACCUUAGUUUUAACACUGCUGGUUUUAUAAACAUUUGGCAUACACAGUGCCUGUUACAUUAUGUUGCACUGACAAUACUGGACUGCUCAAAAAUUAUGCAAUAAUGUAGCACACAACAUAUUAACAAAACGUAUGCCAAGCUAGUAGAAAGAAAGUGGAUUUGACAGACUAUUUUCUUUCCAAUAUUUGUAGGGUUUUACAUUCAGAUUAAAGGUUGGGCGGAGGAAUUUGUAGCAGAUGGUAUAUUUUGUAUCUGGUUAGCAUAUAAACCUGUUGUUUAUCUUUCCAAACCCGAAUAUGUCGAGGUACGGUGCGUAUUAAUUAAUAGUACUAUUCAUAAUAAUGAUGACAUUGUAAGGAUGGGAUAUCCUGCGUGACAGACGAUCAGCCCGCGGCGGAACACCUACUGUAAAUGGAGAGGGGGCGAAAAAAGGAAGCCCGGAGGACGGUCUUUCUCCACUGACCGUCUGCCAGGCAGGCUAUCCUUAUAGGGUGUGAUUGGCUGUGAACCAGCAUUAUCUCCCAUCUAUCAAAGGGUUCCGAAGGGCAGUUGCCCCCCCCCCAAAAAAAAAAAUAGAAAUCCAAGGAAAUUCGAGCAACUGGAAAAUCAAGAUAUACUGUAUAUGAGCAAACUUGUCAAAAAGUCUGUUAAAUUGAUGUUAUUUAUUACAAUUUAUGUAAACAUUGGGCGAAUUUAAAAGAUUACUGAACCUCCGGAAACAAUUGACUAAUGAUAACUGUGUGCUAAUCCUUAUUAGUAUAUAUGUAUAUUAAGUAUCAUAUUCAUUUUACUGGAAAUACAUAUUUUUACAAAUGAAAUAUUUGAACAAAUGAAAUAUGACAAAAAGAAUUUAGCGAGUAGUAUUUAUAUAGACGAAUGACCUUUGUAAAUUUUGAAAGUAUUGCAAAUUAAAUUUUUCUGCUAAUUAUGUUUCUGCUAAUUAUUUUGCCAACAUGCCAAGUUUUACUUUCUUCAAAUGUUAUCGGUAUGAUUUCUCCGAUCAACUUGAAGAAAAAGGAAAACAAUUAACUAGUUGACUCCUUCAAUCCAUGGAAAGAAUUCUGAAAAUUUCGCUGCUUUAUAUGACACGUUCUAUUUAGGUUAAUUAUCAAUUAAUUCCAGAAGUACUCGUUAUGUUUAUGUCAAUGCUAUUUUUCUAAAAAUACAAAAGAGAAUCUGCGGGUCUUUAAACUUUUGCAGUGUCUAGUAUAAAACUUUGGAACAAAAUACCUCGGUAUUGACAUCAGAAAGGAAAAUCAUGUGGAAUAACAUUUUUAAGGAUCAACAAGUUUUACAUAAUUUGAACGUUUAAUAACUUCUAUCCAGUUCUAUUUGUAUAUACAGUAGAUGUAUUAUUAUUUUAGCUAAUUCUAUAGUUUUUACUGAAUUAUGAUAUAUGCAUGUAGAGUAUAAUUUAGGAGUGCCCCAAAUAGUUAUUGGCCAUUUGCUAUUUUAAAUAGCAAUUUUUAAUGGUACUCCCUUGAAAUCAUUAUAUAUUAGUAUAGCCGUAUAGGUAAUCAUGCGAUGGCGAGUGAUGUUUGGAAAUUUUGCCAAAAUUGGACGAGCCGCCAGGUCGAGCCCAAUUUGGCAAAUUUCCAAACAUCACGAUUACUAUUAAUCCCUAAUUGUACGAGCAACAUCGUAUGAUUACUUGUUUAUUAUUAGCAUGACAAAAUUGGAUACGUACUUCUCAAUGUCAACAUCAUAUUCUCUCGCCAAAGCCCAGUCCUGCCAGACAUUCAAACAACAUUUGGUGCUUUUGUUUGUAUUUUCAUUUAGUUCUUUUGUUAAAGCAAAAUUUGGUGCUUUUGUUCGUAUUUUCAUCUAGUUCCUCCACUGCAAUUUCAUUUCACAUUUGUGUUUAAAAUACCUUUCCCCCAUUUUGUUUGUUUUGGGAAAAUCAUUAAUUGUACUGCAGUACAAUUAAUGAAAUAAUUGUACUCCUCUCAACCAUUCAGCAUCCAGUAAUUCUGUCAUGCUAAUAAUAAUAAUUAUUAUAAUUUCAAUGGAAAUACUUCUACCAAUGCAGGUAUUACUGUCAAGUCAGACGAAUAUUACUAAAUCGUCGCUUUACAAUUUUCUUCAUCCAUGGCUUGGAACAGGUAUAAUUAUAACUCAAUUUAUUAUAAACGCUGCAUGCAGCCGCAGUGUUCAUGAAGUAUUAUAUAAUACCUUAUUGAAUUCUGAUAAUUUAAUUGGCUGUUUAUGGUCACGUGAUAUUGAAUAGAAAAUUCCAUUUCCCAAGAGUGCAAUGGAAUACGUUCCAUUGCACUCUCUGCGAGUGCAAUGGAAUAAAACGUAUAGUACAAUUGCACUCUUUGUUUUUUCGAUAAAUCGCAUCCCUCAAAAUGCUUCUCAUACGAAUCUAUUAGUCUAUUUUGGUAUUAUAUAAAACAAAUAAUGAAUGUUUUUUCGUGCAAUGGUAAGAAUAUUUUCAUUCGGUGAAAGAUGGAAUGUUCCAUUCAACUCGGCUGUCGCCUCGUUGAAUGGAACAUUCCAUCUUUCACCUCAUGAAAAUAUUCUUACCAUUGCACUCAUAAAUAUUCAUUAUUUGUAUAAUAUAUAGUUUUUUACAAUUUGAUAUUUUUCCUACAAACACAAUCAAAAUAAACUCGAAUCGACGUUAAACGACUACAUCAUGCAUGCAUGCAUGGUUGUGUCAUAAUGGCAUGCAUGCAUACGUCUUUUAAAGUUUGGAAGCACCAUAAUUUAUUUAGAAGUGGAAGUGACACAAAUAUUACGACUCACUGCGAAAUGACUAUCAGGACCAAUAAUAUAAUUUUACAUUGCAAUAUGUAUGCCCAUAGAAUACAAAAUAGCAUAUCUACUUUAUAUAUUUUAAAAAUUGGUAGUCCUACAGUUAAAAGUGUAAAACAUUAAAUUUGUUUUUGCCGUUUUGCACAAAAAAUAAAAGAAAACAAUGAUCGUGUUGAUUGCCAUGGCUAACAUGACGGCAUGAUCCGAGCAGCGCGAGCUUGCUUUCUGUGUUGUGUCGGCAUAAUUAAAAAUACUUCAUGUUGAAACAAUAUUUGGAAAAUUGUGCGAAGCUAAGGGUUGUUGCAUGCAUGUAUUUCUAGUUCAUGUUUAUUUGGUAAAACCUGAUCACGUGACAAUGAAAAUAAAUUCUCAGACAUGCAAUUUGAAAUGUGAUGCACUUGUGAUAGAGUGUUUAAUAGGAAAACUUAAUGACCAGGGGCCGGUUGUAUAAAACUCUUAAUCACUUUUUUAAUCACUAUUUUGUAGUUAAAUAGUGAUUAACUCUCAAAUAUGCGCUUCUUAUUGGAUGACGUUCGCACUUAAUUAUAGUUAACUUUAAUCACUUUUUUAUACAACCGGCCCCAGGCUGGUUUUCUCACUAUUCUGUGUUAGAUGGUUCAUAUAAUUACCAUUAGAAUUUUUUAUUUCCAUAUCCCAUUUUCAAUUUCUAAUCUUGAAAAGACCUUAAUACACGCUUCCGGAAAGUACGUCACCUUGGCUAUCGAGCCUCGUUCUCAUGAUUGCGACGCUUGGAUUGAACUAAUGUCACAUACACGAAAACGAGGCUCUGUAUAGCCAAGGUGCAUGACGUACUUUCUCGAUGGGUGCAUGUAUUCACUGUCACAAUUGUUUAUUUUUCUUCAUUUUUCUUUUAUCUUCAGGUCUGUUAACAAGGUUAGUUCUACUUGUUUAUUGCAUGCUUUUCAAGUGCAUAAAAUGAUAAAAUGACUUUCAUCAAGAACAUUUAAAGUUUACCAUUGUAAUUUUGUAUAACCAGAAAUAUCAGACUUAUAGUUAUAUUACCAUGAACUCGUCGUUUGUAUUAUAUAACGGCUGUUAACUAUAUUUUUUCAUAAUCCAAAUCCUUUAGUUAGCUUUUGUUUUGGGGGCUUUCGUUUCAUUAACAAGUAAGAAUUGACACUCUUCUUGGAAACAAGACACGUAAAAUAUACAUACAUCAAGCUGAGUGUUACCAGCGAGCGACACUGCGAGUUAUUGAGUGUGUGUGUGGGGGGGGGGGGGGUUGCAAAAAUACAUACUCAUUUACAUAUCAAACAAAUUGAAAUAUCUCGGGAACAAACCAUAAAAGAAGAAACUGAAAAAUAAGUUACACUACAACUUAAAGAGUUUUUUCAUUUAAGAAAAUAAGAAAUUUCAUGUCAUAUGCACUUUAUAAGUCGUGCUAUAAUUAGUUUAAUUUAUAGCAAUUAGAGAUUUUUUGGUGUGGGCAGUGCCUCCCCUGCCCUCCCUUUCCCCUAUAGUGUCCGGCACUAAGUGUUACCAAAAACAUAUUUUGUCUUCUACUUUAGCACCGGUAACAAAUGGAAAUCUCGCCGAAGGCUUCUUACACCGACAUUUCAUUUCAAGAUUUUAAACGAGUUCGUUUCUAUUCACCAAAAACAAUCUGCUAUUCUAGUCGAAUUACUUCAGGUAAGAUUAUUCUCAUAUUUAUUUAGAAAUAAAUCGGUUAUUACAAUGAUGUAGCAAAAUAUGCCUGGAAUGUUUCGUACUAUAAUCUAUACUGUAUAUAUGUAUUAAAUAUAAAGUAAGUAAGAGCACCUUUGAUGAGUUAUUGAAAUUCGUCUCAAAAAGGUUUUGGUUCUGAUUUGGUUCAGCAGAAAGCUAAGAAUCUCAGUUCGGUUUUGUUUUUAUUUGUAACAUUUAUGGAGUUAUGGCCGAUUCAUUGCAAAAUAUCUAAAACAUAUCAUAGCACUCAAAGAAAUAGCUAUAAUAAACGAACAGCGAAAUAAGAAGGAUCUGAACACCAUGUUUUAGAACAAUUUUAUAAAAUUUAUUUUUCCAAAAUAUAUAUGUUCAAACCGUCAACAGUAUUAUAGGCCGCGCCGUGCACGAAUGUGGCGAGAUUGUAAGUUUUUCAAAAUAAUUCAUGAAAUGUUUUAUUUAUUGUCAAUUUCACACAUUGUCAAUAUACACCAAAUACUGACAUAAACGAUUAGAGUAAUUGUUAAUUUAUUUGUUUAAGGCUAAAGCUGGCAAGGGUGAAUUCGACAUGGUUCCAUACAUCACACUUUGUGUCUUGGAUAUUAUAUGUGGUAUGAUAUUUAUUAUUAUUAGGCCUAUAUAGUAGAGAGUGAGAUACUGAAAAAUACACAGUGAGAUAUUUUCCAUAUCUUCACUAGUGAAGAUAUCGAUCACGUGACUUUUUCCAAUUUGCUUGUGAGUGAAAUUUCACAAUUUUUUGCUUGGACUGUAUAAUAAAUAGAACAUUACACGGUGGCUUGAAGAUAUGACUUUUAUCUUCUCGUGUUAGAAACAAUAUUUUACUCACUCGCUGCCCUCGUUCAUAAAAUAUUGUUUUCACCACUCGAAGAUAAAAGUCAUAUCUUCGCGCCGCCGUGUAAUAUCCUCUAUUUAUAUGAUUCUGUCAUUUAUAUAUAGCGCCAUUUCCCAUAGCUCAAUAUGGCGCUUAACAUUAGUGUUAAAAAUAUUUACAAAGUGUUAGAACAUAUUGCAUGUAUUAACUACUAAAAUUAAAGUUACUAUAUAUCAGUGUUCUUUUCAUUAAGAAUAUAAAAUUACUUAAUGUUCAUGUAUGCAUGUUGACAAUAUUACAUCACCAACCAUAAAAUACAUAGAGAUUACUUCAUAGUUGAUGAGCGCGUACGAUUUUUAUGCACGAGUUGCGAAAAAUUCCUAUAAACGAACGAGUGAGCGCAGCGAACGAGUGAGUUUAUAGGAAUUUUUCGCAACGAGUGCAUAAUAAAAAUCGUACAAGCGAAUCAACCAUGAAGUAAUUUGUUUAUUAUACGAGUUAUUAUAUAUUAGAGUGAAAUUUAAGUGCUGAACGAUAGACACAAUUCAAACCAAACGUUUCAAACAUAUAUAACAUGCAUCAAAAAGUACAACAAUAGCUACAACAAAUAAAUUAUUUCGCUUUAAAAUUCUUGUAUUAUUAUUCUCCUGUUGUUCAAUGAAUUCGCUUACGGAUGGUGUCUCUGCGAAGCGUGAAGCCAUUUCAAAUCAAAAGUCGAACGGACAUCUAAAAAAACUGAUUGUUGUUUUCUUGUACGCCAGUGGCGCGGCGAGAAAAGUAAAUACGAAAUUUUUCACUAGUGACAAAUUCCGUACGUCCAAUGAGAAGGCUAAUACGACGUUCUUCACUAGUGGCGAAUGUCGUAUGUCCAAUGAGAUCCUCAGACAUUUUAGGCAUAUGCGGUUUUUAUUCGACAACUUUAUCGCGUAUAAAAUUCAAUACUCAUAUAAUAAUAUAAAAUUACUAAUAGACAGUGUUGUUAAAGUAAUAGCUUAGUCAUAAUACUGUUUAAAAAAUAUGUAUUUAAUUUAAUCUUGUUUUAAAAAUGUGCAUGCAUUUCUAAUAUACUCUGGCAGUUCGUUCCACAGUUUCGGUGCAUGCAGCAUAAUAUGAGAACAACUGUUCACCAUAGUUCAUGUCUAGUCUUACUGCAUGAGUGUAUGGUAAGGAAUCCUUUGUAAAUUUACUGAUGCUGUGAAAGGUUAUUAGCAUAUUAUUAAUAUAGGCUAAAUAAUGUGAAGCUAAACCAUUCAGAGAGUUAUAUGUAAUAAGAACAGUUUUAUAGAUGAUGCGUUCACUGAUUUGUGUAAUAUGAUCGUAUUUUUGGCUCCCUGUUACCAGACGAUCAGCACAGUUUUGCAGACUUCUGUAACCGAUCAAUACGAAAUUUAGGCAGUCCAUAUAAUAAAGAAUUACAAUUAUCCAGUUUCGAUAUAAUAAUGGCAUGAACUAAUGUUUGGAUAUCUCAGGGUUCGUAGCGGUCUUUGAAAUCCUUGAAAGUCUUUAAAUUUGAAUGCAGGUCUUUAAGGUCUUUGAAAAGUCUUUGAAUUGUGUGAAAAAGCGAAGAAAGUCUUUAAAAGUCUUUAAAUUCUUUAGUGAGGAAUUGAUUAUAUGAUCUAUAAUGGUAAUAAAAUAUCGAUUGAUUAGCUGAAUUGAUAUUAGAAGACGGAUUUCCGUCUAACACGGGAAACUCGUCUUAGACGAGAAACUCGUCUUGAUAUAAAUUCGGUAACGACGGGUUUUCCGUCUCAACUUUUCCGUCUAACUUUCCCGUCUGAACGACGGGAAAGUUAGACGAGUUUCUCGUCUUAGACGGAAAUCCGUCUUAAAUCCGUCUUAAAUUUAUAGCAGACGAAUAAAUCAAGACGGGUUUCUGCUCGUAACGUUCAAAAGAGACUGGGAUGGAGGGUCUCCUAUUUUUUUGGGUUUAACCGUCCGAUGGUUUUCGUUUCACACUUAUACCAGACGGAAAUCCUUCACACGAGUUUCCCGUCUUAGACGGAAAUCCGUCUUCUAAUAUGAAUUCGCAAAUAUCGACGAAAAGGUGCACGUACAUUUUAUGAUGUGAUUUGACGGAACUAUAAUUACCGAGUAAAAAUGGUGCUUACACUCGCAAUUUUUCGACAGCUGAUUGCUCUCAAAGGUCUUUGAAAAGUGUUUGAAAAUAGGCAGAAAAAGUCUUUGAAGGUUGCAAAUGUUGGUAACAUGUUUAUCCAUAGACAUGUGUUGAUCGAAAGUUACACCAAUGUUACAUGCUGAAGUACUUGGUUGAAUUCUUGAAUUAGAUACUUCUACAUAUUCUACAGCACGGCAUAAACGAUUUCGUGUAUUGAUUACUAUAGUAACUCAGUCAGUCUUGUCCCCAUUCAAUUUCAAUUUAUUUUUGACCAUCCACAGAUCAAUCUCUUUCACACACAUUUCAAUUUGUACCAGUGCUGUCAAUUUUUCCUCGGUUGGUUGAUUCAAAAGCGAUAUAUAAUUGUGAGUCAUCUGCGUAAAAGUAAAAGUCGUGAAGUGUAAAUAGAGUUCUCUCGCUUAUGCGUGCAAUAGCAGAUACAAAGAAUUAUUUGGAACGGAAAACGUAGAAUUAAUAUGAGAUCUUAAUCACGUGCAUGGUACAUUUUGAUAUUCAUUUCCGUGUCCUGCAAGUUACGUGUGGUCCGUUGUCCUGCACGCUACAUAGUUGGCUGGUAAAACUGGAAAAAAAUGCUUCUAAAAACGUCCACGCAUGGCAUUUUUUGUUAAAAGCUGGCAACCGCAACGCAUUAAUUUGAUUACGCUUAGGCCUGUUUUAUACGUCGAAUUUCGGUCGCGUCGAAUGCAAUUCAAACAAUAGAUAAUUAAGCUUAAUGAGGUUUAUUGUCUCAUUAUCUAUUGUCUUAAUUGCAUUUGACACGACCAAAAUUCGACGUAUAUAAAACGGGCCUUAGUUUUUUAGGUUUGGUUGUUGCCGCGCUUGGACUUUCAGUUGUAAAAUGUUAUUGGUUUUUUGACAGUAUUAGAACCCGCAUUUGCAGGUCUGAAAUCCACAACUUUUCGAACAGCGUGAAAGAAAAACAGUUCUGAUUGGCUAUCGUUAAUCACAUGCGUUCUCUUGUUGGUCAAACAAAAAGAAAGUGCUUUCAAGCAGAAUGUAAACAAAGAUUUUCGCUCGCGCAGACAUGCGGAACACUUGAAAGGACUGCUUGAAAGGAUUUGUUUUAAUUGUUUAGCCCAAAAGAGAACGCAAGUAAUAAAUGAUAACCAUUCACAACUGUUUAUUUGUCCCGACUCUCGACAUUCGCAAAUAUCAGCAAAUGCGGGAAAUAAUAUUGUCUAAACACUACUGAUAUUGUAAUACAUUGAGCGAAUGUUAUAUAGAACGUGUUUGUUCGCAUUUCACUGUGAGUUUAUUUGGAUUAACUGAAAAAAAAUAUGUUGCAGUAAUACUUUGAUUUUCUGUAUUGCCACAAUUAAAUUUUUAGAAUGUAAACAAUUAAUUAAUAUCUAAUAAUUGGUAAAACAAUAAACAGAGGAAAAUAAUAACAUUGGUGGCACAACCUGUAUCUAUGAAAAUAUUAUAGGAUGAAAAAAAGCAAUUUUAGCAAAAUACUUAUACUGAAAUUUGACAAUGAUCGUUGGGGCACAAUAUCACUCAAAAACCAAACAUAUUUAUACACAAUAUUCUCGACAACAAACAGAACUACUGCAUGCAUAUUUCAUUCAUAUUACGUAAGUUGAUCAUUCUUUGUGAACAUCAGCAGAUAUUUAUCAUUUAGACUUAAUUAACAAAAUUCGAAACUUUAAUAAUUUUUUUUCGCCUUAUUUUUUCAGAGACCUCUAUGGGUUUUGAUAUCAAAGCUCAAUUCGGGAGUAACCCGGAAUAUACUAAAACCGUAUUCAGGUAUUGUGCGAUGUACUUUUUCCACAUUUAAAUCAUUUUAAUAUAAGAUACAUGAAAAAAAUACUCAAUUCUGAUUGGCUGUAAGAGUAACGCAAUUUUUAUUGAAACUGUCUCUUUCAUGACAGUUAAAAAUUAAAUUGUUGCCUCAUUCAAAUGUCUGAGUAAACUAUGUACUUCGCAUUGACUGUGGAUUUGCUUCUGCGUUAUUUUCUGUAUAUUAUUAAUAAGUAUUAAUAGACAAGUGCGGAAAAAUCAUCGUCUUUGAUCGUCUUUGAAAAUUCACUCAUGCAUUUUUUCCAAAUGGCACUGCAAACCAUUCUAUUACAUAAUACAGUAUACUAAUAUACAUUUUACGAAAUAGAUUUUCCUAACAAAAUAGCGCAUAAUAAUUCGCAAAAUAUCGUAUUCAUAGUGCAUGAGCAUUAUCUCGCAAGAUAUGAAACACUUGCUUGUUUUCUCUACAAUGUUUCCACUUAUCAUCUUAAUGUUAGAUUUGUUUUCAUGCUAUCAUCAUAUACCCUCCAACUUCUCUUCCAUUGUUUUGUCGCUAUAGCAUGUGCGAACUUAUUCAAGAACGUCAAAAAUAUCCAUGGCUGUGGCCAGACACAAUUUUUAACAUGACGUCUUCGGGAAGAAAGCACAAAAAAGCUCUGGAUAUUCUCCAUGGUUUUACAAACAAGGUACAUUUUAGGAAGAAAGAUUUUGAAAUCCUUUGUCACAAAAUAUAAUGCUAAUAUAUGGCAUGCAAUAUAGUUAUUGUGAAGACAAGUUAUACAUUAGUAAUGCACAAAAUAUUUAAUUUAAACAAUGUCAUGCAAUAAAAUUAUAUGAAUAUUUAUUUAUCUAUUUUAAUUAAACUUUACUUAAUGAUGCUAUCCCCCUGUCUAAAAGCUGGUUUCAAUGGGAGGAGAGGAGGGCGUCCGGUCUAAAGUUGGGAGGGGAGGGCGAAGUCUAAAGUUCAUCAAUAAUCGCGGACGCGUGACUAUUGGUCAUGGGUGCAUGGACCUCACUGAUCUCAGAAAUAUAGCUGUUUGCCAGAAGUGGGAUAAGCAAGAUUUCAAAUUUCAAAAACUUAUAUUUGGAAAAUCACGUUUGCAUACAAUGAGCUUUGACGAAAUUUUUGUUUGAAGAAAUGAGAAGAAUUUAUUUACUAUGGGAAAUCGUGAGAUAUCGGGGUUUUGCUUUGACUGUUUAUAAUGUUUAUGAAUUUUGUUGAGCACUUUUAUUUCCUGCGUAAAACAUGCAGCUUUCCUUUUCAUUUUCAAUUUCGAUCAAAGGGCAAAUUAAAAUUUUCCUACAGUACAUAAUUCAGAAAUUCAUUGUUCUAUAGUUAAAAGUAGUAGUCUUUUAAAACGAUUUUGCCGUUUUGUACAAAAAUAUUUAAAAAAUAAAAUUUAAAAAUACCGCUUUGUCAUGGCAACACACAACGCCACAACGCGAGCCUGCGUUCGGUGUUGGCCAAUUAUGAAUACUUCAUGUUAAAUCAGUGUUUGGAAAAUAUAUAGGCGAUCGGAUUAUACUGCAUGUAUCCAUUUCUAGUUUAAUUUUUCGACCACCCCCUCUCGCAUCAUAUUACGACACAAUUUUUCUAAUAUAAAUAUCUUGGAGAGUAUUUACCCCCCUUAUAAAUAAAUACCACCAUUGUAAUCCUCACAAAAUAACCUUUCAAACGGGGGGUCAAGUGCCGUCUGAACAUUACACAAACCGAAACAAUCAUAUAUUUACUCACCGCUUGGCCAAAGAUUCUAAAUUUCAUAUACACAAGAUCUUGAAUAUCUCUUGAACAUUUCGUCAUUUGCUAAACGGCUAUAUGUGUAAAAUACUCUUUGUAUUCAAGCGCUUUUGUGUAGAAAGUUUCGUAUGUAUACGCCGACUAGAAAUAUUUAUUUUGAAUUUUUCAAGAUAUCGGGUUUUACUCGCACUUGCGAACAUUGCGCAAUAAUUGGCCAAUAAGAAGCUCCUGUUGGCCGGUAUGACGUCAAACUCACGCGUGUAGGUGCAAUUUGACCUUGCGAAUUCAUUUCUGGCCUUGGCAGGGUCAUACAAUACAAGCUUCGCAUUGUUUUGACGAUUUUCAGUCGUAUUUCCGGUUGGGAUUAACUCACUUCGAGCUCACAGUCGGGCAAGAAAUAAAAAUAUAUUGAUAAAAGAUACAGAUUUGAAGAUACAGGCUUGCAAAUAACACUCUAAGUAGUGUUUUUAAUGGGGAUUUUAACAAGACUAUUACAAAGACGAUAUGUUCGAAGGGGCCGAAGUUAUUUUCGGCGAAAGGUAUGAAUAGUCUAUAUUUUUGUUCAGACAAUUGCGUAAUUUGAUACAAUAUGAUCGUGUUUGACUUCAAAGGCCCAUAAAUCGCUACAAUGUUGAUAAUGACUAUAACUAUAGGGAGGAAUUAGUUGAAUCUUUUCUUUCUGAAUCGAAUGGUGGUAUUUCUGUCUUCAUAGCAUGCACUGAACCGAAGAUAUUAAAUAUCUUGCAAUCGAUCAGUGCUGAUCGACGCAACUGGGACGUGGUGGAAAAGAGUUAGAUAAAUAUAAGGUUGCGGUGUGACGCAUUUUUAAAGACAUAAUUCGAUGGAGGCUGCAACAUCAGCCGGAAGUACAGUACAUUCCAUUACUUAACUCUGUAUUUGAACGGUUUUUUUUCUCUUUUCGGCAUUGGGAGUCAAAGAUUUAUUUUAUUAUUUCUGAGAUGAUAUGCGCUGUUUGGAUAUUCGAAGCAAAAAUUUGUUUCAAAUUGGGAGCGGUGUGGUUAUUAAUGAUUUUAUAAAGAAAGAUACAGAUUUGUGCAGGUCACGUUUUACAUUAAGAGAUUUCCAAAGUCCUCCGCAGAUCUGAUUUCACAAUUGGCUCCAGGAAACUCUGGAACUUAGUCAAAAUAAGACUGAAUUAGAGCUCUCUAUACAGUUUGCAAGGUCAAUAUAUUUAUAGCAGAUCAAUAAUUGUCAUUCAGAAACGUAAGUAAUUCAACACACUUACUAUACCGAGUGGUAAAUCCAAACAUUGUAUUUUUAUUGAAGGUAAUCAAUGACCGUAUUAAACAACGGAAAGAGCAUCAAGACACAAAUGAAGAUGCUUCAGAUGUUACGGCGAUAUAUUCAUCCAGUAAUCGUCGUAUCCGAGCAUUCUUAGAUCUCUUGCUGGAAGAAUAUGAUCAAGGAAAUAUAACGAAGGAAGGAGUGAGGGAGGAGGUCGAUACUUUCAUGUUUGAGGUAGGAACUUCAAUUUCUAUGAAAUGGUCCACUUUCUCUUGACUUAGUAAAAUAAAGAUUACAUUCCAACCGCUCACUGUUUACAAUUAUAACCUUUAAGGUUUAUACUUGCAAUUUUUGCUGCAAUUUUAGGUGCGAUUUUCCUCUCCUGAUGUAUGUGAACGAGUAGAUGAGUUAUGAAUGUUCACAUGUGGUCCAAUUAUAUUACUCAGAACAUUGCUAACUUAUUUACUCGUUCACAUCCAUCAGAAGAAGAAACUCAUACUAGAAAUCGCUGCAUUUUAAACCUACAGUUUUAUCUUCCUAGCACCCUUUAUCUCGUAACGACUUACAUCCAAUGCAGAAAAAUGGAUUUUACAUUAAAUCGAAGCUUAUUCAAUACUAAAUAACUACGAUAAAACGACAUUAUUGAUAUUGACAAUAAAAAAAUGAUUGUGUGUAGUUUGUCAUUUGGUAAGAAAAUGUGUGAUUUUCAUAUUACUAUGGCAACCACAAUGUUUGCAGCUGAUGAAAUACUGCAUGUUGAAACAAUUAUGGGCGUCUAAGCGAUAAAAAGGGCGACGCAUUGCUCCAUGCAUGUAAUUCUACAGUAGUUAUACCUCAAUACCUGAGUUUAUUCUAUUAAGUCCCAGAAAGUCGCAAAUACUGUAUCACAGCACAAAUUUACACUUCCAUGCAGGGCCACGAUACAACAGCAGCAUCAUUACAAUGGGUUAUCCAUCUUGUUGGCCACCACCCUGACGUUCAAUCUCGGUUACAAAAGGAAGUGGACAAUUUUUUUGGUAAGUAAAUUUGAAGGUCAAAUCAAAUUGGAAACCUAUUCAAAAUUAGCUUUGUGUCAUCAAAUGCGAUCACAUGUAAUUUGAUUUUGUCCUCGUGUCGAUUUGUUAGUGUUUUAAUACUAACUUAUGUUACCCCACCGAAAAAGUACAAACAAGAAAGCUUUAAUUAUAUCCUAAAAUAAAAAUAAGACAGGCCGAUGUUAGUCAACGCCAACUGACCAGAUUUUGAUUUAAUUUUACGAAUAUGGAUGAGCAAUGAUUCGAGGGCAUUGUGUAGGCAAUGAAAUAUCUGAUUAAUACAGACUGAAAUAUCUGAAUGAGAUAGUACUAUUCUUAAAAGACUAUCGUUUUUUAACAGAAUCUGUACCGGUCGAUGGAAAUAUAAAGCCAGAUCAACUCAAGGAUUUAAAUUUUCUCGAGUGUGUGGUGAAGGUAUGUUUCAUUCCUAUAUAAGGCGUAAGUCCGUAGCUAGGGUAAUAAAUUACGCCCAGGUACUGUAUUUACACCUGGGUUAACGGAAGGGAGCUAAAAGGGUCUAAAAGUCGUCGAUUACCGCGGGCGUUUCGCUAUGUUAUCAUUGGCGGACCUUCCACUGACAUAAAAAAUAUGGCGGAAUGAGGCGAUGUAGGUGGAAUGAGGCGAUAGCCUGGGGGAUAGCGAGGAGUGGAAUGAGGCGAUAGGGCGGAUAGUGAGGAGUGGAAUGAGGGGAUGGGCUUACUUGAUAUGAGGUGCGCUACCUCCGUUACCUCCACAAUUGUUUAAGAAAUAUAUGAUUCUCACAAACAAUGAAAUUUCACAUACAUGAAAGUCCCUUGGUCGAAGCAAGGAAAGAUAAAUUUGUGGUUUUGAUCAACAUCUUGUCUGUCUUACUCUUUCAACACAGUCUUAAUUGCAAUAGAAAAUAUACCAAUAAUACGCCUUAGUAUACAUUUUGCAUAUCAAAUGAGCUUUCGCGCGUUCAGAUUGGCUAGUUGACUACUAAAUCUGACGCAUAAUUUACUAGCAGACUAGCAAAUAAUGCUUUUCAAAUAGAAUGAAUCUGCAAAUUUGGUUUCAAAAUCGGCAAAAUAUUGAAAAAAUCGUCCCAGAAAAAGGAAAAAAGCACAAAUGUUGUAUUUUAAUCGAAAUGUAGGAUUUAUUUAUUAUUUUACUGUGUCAAACAUAUAUUCACAGACAAUUUAAAACUUAUUUUUAAAUAAUAGUUUUAAAAAACUCCGAAACAUUUCCUUCAAACAAAUAGCAAAAACGAUCCCGACUGUUUGGAAAAGCCGUGACAUUCUUUUUAAAACAGUUUUCUUUUUUAUCCUAUAAAUAUCUCAAUUUGUACGAUACUAUUUCUUUUGAUAUGUCGUGUUUUCAUUGUGCUGCAUGUAUGGUGUCUUGACGCUGUAUUGUACUAUUGUGUUUUUGAAACUAGUAGACUUAGUGAAAAGUGUAUUAAAACUUUUAUAUUUCGAACGACAUAGUUUUACAUUUCAUUUUACCAAAUUUCUCAGCCAUUUGCUGAACAAAUUAAUGCUGAACAGAAACUAUUUUUUAAUUCUAAAAUUAUUUUCUAUUUACAGGAAGCCCUACGAUUGUUUCCAUCAGUGCCACUUCUGGUGCGGGACUUGACAGAGGAAUGUAAAUUUGGUAAGAAAAUUUGAAUGUGGUGACAGAAGGCUAUCGCUUCUCCACACACAUUAUGUUUUCAAACGAUCUAUCAAAUUCAGGAAGAAAUUUCAGGAAGUAAAUUCAAAAGAACUGGGGCCGGUUGUUGAAAAGCCAUCAACUUAAUCCUAGUUUAAAGUGGCUAUGGCACGAAAUUUCACCCCAAAGGUUUAUUGGUGCAUUGUAAAGAUCACCUAAAGUGAUUUAAUAAUUUCUUUUAUAGAAUUUUGGUAACUUGCUCCCUUUUCAAGAUAUUCAACUUUGUUUCAUAUGCAAAUAUCACCGGUGUGACAUCACAUCACAUAAUGAGUUUUCAGAAAAGUAUAGUUUUCUUGACGAAUACGUAUCUAAAAAACUUAAAAAUUGCCUUUGUAUAUGUCUUAAUUUCAUAACUGCUAAUUAACCCUCUGUAUUUGUUUGUAAAAAUAUUUUAUCAAGGUAAAAUAUUACAUUUUCAAAAUGUCAUUAUGCGAUGUGUUGUCACACCGGUGAUAUUUGCAUAUGAAACAAAGUUGAAUAUCUUGCAAAGGAAGCAAGUUACAAAAAUUCUAUAAAAUAAAUUAUUAAGUCAAUUUAAGUGUUCUUUACAAUGCAAUCAUAAACAUUUGGGAUGAAAUUUCGUGUCAUAGGCACUUUACCCUAAAAUACAAAGCGAACUUCCCAACAACUUGUUUAUAAACUUGGAAAUAUUUCUUCAGAAGUCUUGUGUGGAUCAAUGAGAGUUUUCUUUUCUGAAGUUUUGAAAUAAACAGAUGUGCAGAAAUACCGAAAUUGAAACAGCAGGUUAAAUUUUAACCCAUGCAGCGCUAGCGAUAAUCACGCUUUGAACAACCGGCCCCUGAAUGUUUAAUCAAUGUCUGUAUUGGUUUUUGUAGCCUGAAUCUAUAGCUUGAAUUUUCUUGGCUAAAACAAACAAUAUCGCCAAAAUUAUCGGUAAAAAAAUGUUUCCAUCCGAUCUGUGUCUGAUUUUCAACCGCUGCCGUCUGAUUGGUUUAUUUGUUUACGUGAUCGCUUUUAUAUUCACUCGUAUAGAAGGUAAACUUCAAGUUUUAUGUUAUUUUCCACAUGUGGUUUGCCAACUUUACAAGCCAAGUUCUCUACUUCCGCUUCCGUGGAAAACACGAGCAUGUUUGGGAGGGAAGUGGAGGUAGAAAGCCUGGCUUGCGAGCUUUGUGGUUUGCAUAGACCGCACAGCGAUUUUACGAUUUGUGGAGGAGGGGAGGGGGUGGUGUCCAGUUUAAAUCAGUUGGCAGCGAACUUCGUAAGGAAUAUGGGGGUCCCGCCAGGAAAUUUUGACAACUACGAGCCUGGAAAGUGCAUUUCCAGCUAUUUCCCACAAUAACUUACUUAAAGUAACCAUGUGCAUAAUGCCUGACGAUAGUCAAACAUGUCUGACUGAAAAUGAAUGAAGAUUUUUGUAAAAGAACAAUUACACAAAGAUGCAACGGUCAAGUCGAGGGUUACUCUGCUUUGAAAAUCACGUAGGAAAAUCCCAAAGCACUUUCAAAACUAAUAUGCUUCACCCUUGAAAACUAAUGUUGGGUUAAGCCAAUGGUAGAGUCACGUAAAAAAGGAGAAAUAUAUUUCAACCUGAGCAUGCAACUAUUAGUAUUUAUUACAGAACUAGUUUACCAAUUUCCCAAACCAAACACGAAUAAAGGGCAUAUGCGUUCUGUCUUAUAAAAAUUAUUGGGGGAAAGGCUGAAGCCCUGGUUGGUCCUAGGUUUAUCUCACCAGGGCAUCUUUUCUAUCGGAGAAAACCAUACAUCACUUUCACCGGGGCAUUGAAUAACCCAGGUUAUGCUUGAGUGAAAUCUUGAUCACAUAUGUGUAGGUCAUAAUAGUAGUAGUUAGGGCGCUUAUAUAUAGAGCGUUGAAACGGCAAUAUAGGCGCUGAUCGAUGUGUGAUGCAAUGAAAUGGUAACGAGCGUCCUUGUUGUUGCUAUGGUGACGUUGUCUCAUGGCAAGAUAAAUAUGGAGGGAAAACUGGGAUCGAAGUUUUUACUGUUUUGUAGUCAAGUUUUGAUGGAGAAAAUGUUGGGCUAAAAUUCCGCUGUUAUACGAUAAUAUAGUAGAUUCUGCUAUUGUAUUUUCAGAUAUUACUGCCAAUCUUUCAGAGUUUUUGCUCAAAAUGCUUGCGAAAGCUUACGAAUGGUUGCGCAAGAAGCAUCACGUAAAAGGUUUUUAAAACUCUUCGUAUGUACACGCGUAUCGGCAACUCAUAAUGGAUUUUAGCCACUAAUUAAGCUAUUCAAUUGAAAAUGAAGAAACGCUCAACUUGAAUUUGUAUUUACUCGCUGGGGCACCUGUGCCCCAGACGAGUAUAGGUUUCGGCUUGCAUUUUUCACGGUCGGCAUUCGGCAAUCUCUAAUAGUGGAUCUCCAAUCGUCGAUAGCCACAAAAUCAUGGGCGUACCGGGCGGGGGGGGGGGGCGGCAGCCCCCCAGUUUGUUGGGCAGUCGGGCAAUAUUCGCUCAACAGUCGGGCAAUUUUACUAUAUUAUAAAAAUAAAUGGGACAAAUUCUGUCAAUUUUGAGGUAAUUUUUUUGAUUUUUCGAAAAUAUGUGUGAUGUUGCGAAAAAUAUUGGUAUGUCUGAAAAAAUUUUUGACCCCUAAAAUGGUACACUGACCGAAACUUUUUUGGCGACGGGGGGGAAGGGGGGGGAGGUCGCCAAAAUAAAUUCCGGAAAAAAAAUUUUCGGUACUGCUCGGGCACAAUCCGGACUAGUCGGCAAAUUUGUUUCCGCCCCCCUAAUUUUUUACUUCCGAUACGCCCAUGCACAAAAUAGAAUAUUAAUGAGCUGCUUGAUCCUUUUCAAAUUGGCUGGGACUUUCGUGGAGUGGGCGAAAUGUUUCAAACAAUUUCGUGACAAUUUUGAAUCAAUUGUACCUGUUUUCUAUGGAUUUUGCAUUGUGUCUAACUCUGGAUAUUCUUGCUAGUUUAUUUAAUGCGUUUUUCUUGGUGCUCGACUCUGAAAAUCCGAAAUUUGGAUCGUUGAAUUCCCGUGCACGAUCAUAUUAAGAUACUGAAUCUGAAUAUAAACGAGCCAAGGACAAUUUCAAGGUAAAAGAUUAUAACUUAAACUGCACAACGUAGUUUUAAUAAAUAACUACUUUAUGAGAGCAUAUUGGUGUCAUAUCAAUAUGAAAUUUAUCGAACAACAGUCCGUGAAAACUGCAGUGUACUCAUGAUCAGUGUGAAAUAUGAUAUUGUAUUUAUAAUGCCUAUUAAUGGCGCAAUAAAGAUAAAAAUACCACCGUUCGAUUCAGCGUAAGAAAUUGUACUUUUUAAAUACGAUAAAAUAUCGUAUUUCGCAUCUGAUCUGUAUCUGAUAUACAAACUCUCGCCUUCGGCUCGAGUUUGUAUAUCAGAUACAGAUCGGCUGCUCAUGUUUUAUCUAGUACUUGAAAAAUCGCUCAAAUUAUAAAAAAUGCAGUACGUGUGAUCCUUGAUAACUUUGGUAUCGUUGGUUUUCUCUUUUUCGGCCGUAUACCAGUAGCCUACGGUGUAGACCCCGCAGAAACACGUUUCGUGAGAGGUCUACACCGUAGGCUAUAUACCAGUAGAUUCGUCUCACUUCUCUCUUCAUUUUGAUAAUAUUUGGAGCACAUAAGCCCCAAAAUAUUUAGUGUGUCGAGCUUUCGCACUCGUAGUCGACUUUUCCGCUUAGCUCGGGGCCAGGCUUAGAUCUUAAUUGAAAUAGCUGUGUACUGUAUCUGGUAUCAUAUACAGUAAUGUGCGUAUUUCUAUAGCCCCAGCGAGUUAACGCUACAUAGAGCGUCUUGUUUCUUAACGAAUCCUUACGCGAGAAGUCAUCUCGGCCAGCCAGCCAUAAAAUUUCAAAUUCAAAGUUGGGACGAAUCUAUUUCGACUACUGCGUUCAACAUACGUCCGAGCUGCCUCGUCCCCAGGCGCUAAUUAAAAAUUUCAUGCGAGUCACUAUAUGAAAGAUUUACAUGAAGUAGUGGCAUCGCGAUGAACAAGCGCAGGGGGUUAUCCCACUCCCCUUUGCGCGCCUAGAAUGUGACGCACUACUUCAUGUAAACCUUUCAUAUAGUGACUCGCAUGAAAUUUUUUUUAUUAGCGCCUGGGGACGUGGCAGACGUCCGCGCCAGUCGUAUUAAGUGGCCGUGCAAGAAGUAAAAUAUAUUUACGGUUUAGAAUUACUUCUAUUGAAUGCCUUAAAAGUCAUAUAAAAUUAUUAACAUAAUAACAAAAAAUCAUUCCAUGGCCAAAAUACAAUUGUUAUACAACAGUACCCGCUCACACGCGUGCGUCUUGUGCUCCAAGAAUAACAAAUAGCUAGAUUAAUGCAUGACUCCGUCCACAUAUUGACCUUUAUGUACCACGCGGGAGGCGCGCGUGUUUUGACACUAUUCAUCAUUUCGUGGGCGUAAUAAAGUCUCAAAAUGUCUUCUUUCAAAUCUUUCAAGUCUUUUUGGGUGGGCAAAACUAAAACUUAGGACCAUACGUUAUACAUUGCAAAGUACCUGUAUAUCAAAUCAAUUUUAAAUUUUGCGCCAAAAUCCGAACGACUUAAUAUGUUAUUAUUAUUAUGAUUAGAGGUAUGCGCCUUGCGGAUUACUGUCAAAUGGCGCUUGUCAAACAGCAGAUGAUAGCAAGUUGUAGCGUUUGUAAAUUCACUUGCGUCUCACUAAUAAAUACACGAAAUAUUGUUGUGCAAAGCUGAUUCAAAUUUUAAAUAACUAUAUAUAUCAACGAAUGUUUGAAAUGGGAAAAUAUUUGGUUCUAUUGAUCCCGUUCGGUUUUAUAGUGCAUUCCUCAUAUAAUAUUUUUCCGGCUUGAUAAAUAACCUACAAUUAUGCAAUAGAGGAUUUAGUUACCACAAUAUGCCCCUAAUUCGUCUAUAUAUUUAUAGUUGUAUAUGUCUUUAGUAGCAAUCUAAUCACAAUUUCGCACCCUCUUUACAAUAUAAAUAUUAUCUAUGUUUUAAGUCGGCAGUAAUAAAUCUCAUAUUGUUCAUUCUGAUAGCCAAAUUAUUGCUUUUGAAGCGGUAAAGAUUUGAGAUUCCUGUUGUUGCGUGAUCGUCUUACAACAUUGGAAUGUUCUUGGAAUGUUAAUUUUGUAUAUUUAUGUGUGUAUCCGCUAAACUUCGCUGACCGCGGUUUUUAGUCAAUUUAGUACAUUAACAACGCUUUUGUUUAGUGGAAACCUCGCAGUUUACGAAACGAAUCAGCCCCUGCUUCGAGCUGGCUUCGCUUCAAAAUAAUGUGCGCUUAUUGACACCAGAGCAUAGUGUCAGUUGCAUAUUAUCGAAAAUAUAUAGAAUUCUGAACGGUGUAGGAACAGGGGCUGAUUGGAUCCAUAAUCUGCGAGUACUUAAGAACGUUAAUGCGUAAAUGUUAGUGUAUCUGAGUGAAUAUCCGCCAGCGGCAGCGGCCUUGUUUUGGUCAUUUGGAUGGAGACCAUUUAAAUGGUCACGUGACUGUUGCCGUAGCAACAAAGGCAUAGAAAAAAAAGUAAAAUCCUAUUGUCCUCAUAUACUAACUUUGACCACAUUCAUACAGACUAAGCUGAUUUUUUAAUAUAAUUUAAUGUAUUUUUGGCUAUAUUUGAAUGGGAGCCAUGCAUUAAUCUAGCUAUAUAUAUAUAUAUAUAGUCACAAAUUCGUAAUGAAAUGUUCAAUUACAGGCCCGUACCAUAUUCCUGAAGGCUGUUCCGUCCUUGUGGCGCCUAUGGCAUUACACCGUAAUCCUGAAGUAUGGGAUGAUCCUGAUACGUUUAAUCCUGAUAGAUUUCUUUCUGAAACUAACGUUGGAAGAAAUCCCUUUGCUUAUGUUCCUUUCUCGGCAGGACCCAGAAACUGCAUUGGUAAGUAACGCAGUUUAAUAUGUGACAUGUCGUAAUGGCGUAGCUUAACUGAAGAGGGUCGGCUUGUCCUGUCCAUUCAAACUGCCGGCGGGGGGUGGCUACGACAAGCAUGAAAUAAUUGAUGAAAUUCACCGGAUGUGGUGCAAACUGAAUGUGGCGACGCUGAUUGUUACUGGUGACCCUGGCGGUUUACGAAACGGAAAAUUGCCGCGACGCUCAAAGUAGUUACGCCACUGACAUGACAGCAAUCCUAUUCGCAACCCUAAUCGGAAUCUUCUCUUUUAGGGCAAAAAUUUGCAAUGAUGGAAGAAAAAGUCGUAUUAGCUUCAAUUAUACGUCAUUUUCAUAUCAAAUCUACGCAGUUGACUGAAGAUAUCAAGAUAACUCCUGAACUUAUUCUUAAGUCCACCAAUGGUAUUAUGGUGAAACUGGAAACGAGAAAUUUAUAGAGAUUUCUUUGCUCUGUAUUCUGGUGAAAAUAAAUAAAUGCAAAUCUCGGUCAAAUUACAUCCUCUGCGCUCAACGAGGUCAAAAUGCAUCCUCUACUCAACGACACUGGAGUAUAUAUGUACUAGAUAAAACAUGUACUAAAAAUAAACAUUGUCUAAGCCGAGAAAAUCAAAGCUGAAGUUUAUGUAAAUCAGGACAAAUCUUUAUACGAUUUACAAACAUUGAUUAAACAUUCAUUUCUUUUCUAUUUUCCUCGUGAAUUAUUAAUGGUUUUGUUGCAUGCCCAUAUAUGGGCAUGCAACUUUCAUAUAGCUCUAAAUUUCGUGUCGUGUACGUUGUGCGUUGUACCAGUCACGUGGCAGAUUCGUAAAAUACGACAAAUACCGAGUUUUCCGACGAGCAUUUUCAUGCCGGAUUUUCGUCGAGAAAUUAUAUUGAUUAUUCGCCGAAAAUUUACAUAACUGAGCGCUUUAGAAAAAUAAAUCGAGGUAGGUAAAGCUUUACUGUUUUUAGCUAAAUCUUAUAUUCUGUUAUUUGUUGUUAUUUUGGAGCCGUUGUGCUCGCCCUGAUUAGUGAUUAUUUAUCAAUUAUCAGGCGUUUUAAUUUGCCGCGAACGCUAUCAAAAUACUCGAUUUUUAUUUACUCAAACUGAAACGGAGCCAUUGUGUUCGCACUGAUUAUAUUGUGUGCCAAGCUUCAAAACUACAGCACAUUUUGUAAAUAACAUGAUGUAUAAAUAUCAAACAAAAUUUGAAUUAUAAAUAGUAUUUAUACAUACUAUUGAAAUUUAACACAACGAAAUAGCAACCAUUGUGAAGUACGCAUAAGAUUCAGCAUGACAUUCAACAUGACAUUCGAUGUAGUGUAUAUGAACUCAUUUCAAUCACUCAAACGUCAAAAUGAUAAAUAAUCAUUUUCAAUCUAUUAUAGUAAUUCACCGUUUCCACGGGUUUUUUAUACCUUUAAAAAGCUAUAAUAAAGCUAAAUCUAAAGAAACUAACGUUAUUUAGUUAUACAUUUGUGAAGGAAUUCUAACAGUCAAUUGCUUUCUAUAAAACCUUGACCGGCGUGACUUUGCUAAUGUUAUUACCGUCGCUUGCCACUAACUAUUAACGGUCGCUUAUAAAAACAUUGCCUAUUUGUGUGUUUCUGCUGUGGUCUAUACCGUAGGCUAAUUUGCGUGAGAAUCUUAAGUUUUCUUAUUUUGACAUAAGGGACCGGUCAUUAAGUAUUUACUAGGGUGUGUGGAGGAUAUUUUUGGAGGGUACGAAAAAAACACAGAACCUCUGAGGGGGGUAUCAAAAUCUUAAUACUAUGGGUACGGAAAAAAUUACAUUUUAUAAUUAUUGUUGAAUAUUGAAUGUAUUUAUGCCCAAAUUUAAGUUUGGAAAAAAUUGUUUUACUAAUGUCAGAUGACAAGUAGGAUUCAGUGUCCGUGGAACGUUUGGAGUACAAAUCUGAUACAUCUGAAUUGUCAAUGCUAGCAAGCUCGCACCAUUAGAACGACGAGGAAGUGUCGCAUUGAAUGGAGGCAAAUUUUUUCUGUUUGAAAUAAACCCAAUCUCGUUCCCAGAGCUCAACGAUGGCUCUGAGUACGAAAUUGAAACCAAAAAUAAAUUUUUCUGUUUUUCUUACUCUCAACCCAUCGCUAGUAUGUCAGAAUCAGAAACAGAAAAGACUGGUGACAAAUCGGAGACUGCGGAAAAUGUUGAGUGAAGAUAUAUGGUUACCACUACAAGAAGUGGGAGAGCUAUCACAAACUGGAGAGUUUCGAAAUAUAGAUAAACGCAAGACAAAAGUUAAAACAGAAUUAUUGUUAGAAAAGGGGGGGAGGGUAUGAAAAAUUUCACUUACAUUGAAGGGGGUUACGAAAAUUUUUCCAUAAGUUUUUGGGAGGGUAUGGAAAUAUGUACUUGAAAUUUAAUUUAUCCUCCACCCCCUUCUAGUAAUUACUUUAUGACCGGUCCCUAAUAGCUAUUUUUCAAUAAAUAUACUGAUAUUUCAAACUUAUUGAAUGAUCAAUAUUUUAAGUUUCACGCCAGUUGUACCAAAGGUUUAUGUAAGCGCUAUAGCGAAGUUUCAGAUGGCAUGCAACAUGUACGCACUGCGUACCUAUUUUUAAGGUUUGCGAAGCAAAAUCCUUUAUGUCAUCGGGUGAGUAGAUAGUAACACAUUAGUGACGUUGAGUUCCGAGUCAAGUAUUCGUGAACCGUCGGAAGCUAUUAUCCGCCAUUUGUGUUUGUCGAUAUUCGCAAACUUUCGGGCCAAACCCCCGCUCAUUUUCGUAGAAUACACCAACAACUAAACAUUGUACCACUUACUUUCAGCUAAACGAAUAAAUAUAUGACUGUUUUGUGCUAGAAAUACAAAUGGAAAAGAUCCUAAAAGACAAAUUCGUUCAACUCAGGAGCGGCCGUAUAAAAUAAAAUCAAAAGUGGUGUUUCCACUAUGAAAACUGUAUUGUUCCAUUUUUCAGUCGUAUUGAUUGAAAAUGAAUUAGAAAUUAAAUUGCCUGUUGCGGAAUGCGGAAACUUCGAAAUAAUUUUGGGUUUUUUUCCAAACGUUAAAUUAUAAAAUAUCUUCAACAUUUCUACAAAUUCAGUUUUUCUUUUAUCUUUGAGGCAGUGAUAAAGCCAUUUAAAAGUUGUAGUAGAUUAACUUUUAAUAUAACAGUAAUGCAUGAUGUUGUGUUUUGUUAUACUACAUUUUGGGCGAUAUUUUUCCAUCAUUCUUGCAUUAUGCACUGAUGUUUUUCAAUCUUUUUUGCAUUAUAAAAUUGACAACAAAUUGCAAAUCCUUACGCACUCCUCGAGUGCCUAUUUUAAAAUUAUCUAGGUGUUUAGUAAGAAUUGCUUUAAAAGAAUAUGUCGACAGUUGCUCAUGAAUACCCUAAAAUUUCGUUGGGUAAUGUAUUCCGGCGUAAACUUCUCGGUAUGAAAAUAAUUUUUCAUUAAAGAUCUAUUGGGUUUGUCAAGAAGUAGCUUACGCCUGUUGCUUCGCAUUUGAUGAUUGGCGUUAUCACGGUAUGAGAACAUGUCGCAGAUGUGCUAUGGUGCAACACCGCGGAUGGGAUUGAACGUUAAUAUUAGCAGCUCUCCUCUAUUAAGAGCUAUUUUAUUAGGCUCCAUCCUAGAGUCCGGAAAAUCCGGAAGUCUGUUUUGAUCUUAUCUCGUAAUUUGAGCUAGUUAUUGUACGGCAGCUCGUUUCUGCAUUUUGUAAAGUUUUUCUAAAUUUGUCUUAUUUCCGUCGUUCCACACUUUUGAACAGUAUGUAAAGUAGGGAACUACCAAAUAGUUGUACAUACAGAUUAGAUCGUUGUGGGAUCGAUACAUAUGGCUUUGCCCUUCUAAGCACGAAAAUGAUAAAGAUUAUCAGUGAAGAAAUAAUUAAACUUCUAACAUAUAUUUAUAAUCUAUCAUUUGAAACUGGAAAAAUACCAAAUUUUUUGAAAAUAGCUUUAGUUACUCCUAUUUUCAAAGCUAAGGAAAAUAAUCUAUUUGAAAACUAUCGACCUAUAUCGGUAUUAACUUGUUUUUCAAAACUACUUGAAAACCUUAUGCACAAGCGAUUAAUUAACUAUGUUGAAAAACAUCGUAUACUUUCAGAACAUCAAUUUGGUUUUAGAAAAAAUAGAUCAACUGAGCAUGCCAUUCUUGAACUAACCGAUAAGAUAUCCAAAGCAAUAGAUGAAGGUAAAUAUACUGUAGGUAUUUUCCUUGAUCUCUCUAAAGCCUUUGACACUGUCAAUCACGAAAUUCUCAUAAAAAAACUUCAACACUAUGGAAUUAGAGGUAUAGGUCUACAAUGGUUUAUAAAUUAUUUACAGGAAAGAACUCAAAUGGUCAAAUAUAAACAACAUAGGUCAACUGAAAUGAGCGUUAGGACUGGCGUCCCACAGGGUUCAAUUCUUGGACCACUACUAUUUCUAAUAUACAUUAAUGACAUUGAAAACUGCAGUAAAAUUCUUUCUUUCGUCUUAUAUGCCGAUGAUACAAAUGCCUUUUAUUCAAAUUCGUGCCUAAAAACUUUAGCUAGUACUAUACAAAAUGAAAUGAAUGAAGUAGUGCAAUGGCUUAACGCCAAUAAAUUAUCAAUCAAUGCAUCGAAAACAAAAUUUGUCAUUUUUAAAUCAAAAAAUAAGUCACAGCAUCAAGAAAUCAUAGUAAAAAUAAAUAAUGAUAUAGUUGAACAAGUACCUUGGGUAAAAUUCCUAGGUGUAUUAAUUGAUCAAGAGUUGACAUGGAAGAACCACAUCAACUCCAUUCUGAAAAACAUAAUUAAAUCUGCGGGUCUGAUUGCUAAACUAAGACAUUUUACGAACAAAAACACUUCGAAAUUGAUUUAUUAUGCAUUGGUCUAUCCAUACCUCACGUACGGAAAUCUAGUUUGGGGAAGUACAUACCCAACAAGGUUACAAAAGUUACUAAAUGUGCAAAAGAAAAUUGUACGACUAAUCUGUUUUAAAUCUUAUAUGGAUCAUUCUGAACCAAUAUUUUUACAAUUGAAAAUCUUGGAUAUCUACAAAAUUAAUGAUUAUCUAUGCAGCUUAUUCAUGUAUCGCUUCAAUUAUUGUCAAAAUUUGCCGGACUUUUAUAAUGAUUACUUCAAACAAAAUAACGAACUAUACAACUAUAAUACUCGAAAUUCUACCAAGUUACAUGUGAGCUAUAAGAGAACAAACUAUCGCAAAUACACUGUAUUUAACACAGGAGUUUCUAUAUGGAAUUGCCUUGAUGAAGAAAUUAAAAAUAUUAAAUCAUAUUUUUCUUUUAAGAAAACUGCAAAAUCCUAUUACUUGAUGUCUAGUUGAUGUAAAUAUUUCAGGAAUAUUCUGUAAUGUACUAAAUAUUCCUUAAACAUUUUCCAUAUUUGUUUGUAAAUAGUUUGUGUUUUUCAUUGCAAAUUGUCCUUAUGUACAUAAUCUAUUUUUAUAUUACUGAACACUAAAACUAUAGGGGCCUCGUCUUAAAAGUCCAACAGGAUUUCCAGAGGUCUCUAGCCCGUUUAUAUAUUCUUAAAUAUUCAACUUGUAAAUAUUAUUUGUGGGUAAAUAAAACUAAUCUAAAAAAUCUAAAUCUAAGUGGAGCUAUGGCACUCGAACGUUUUGUGCAGUUUGUUUGACUAGUUAGAUAACGAACCGUUUGUUAAUAUUCGGAUGUCUGUUGGAAAUUAGUUAAGUCUUGUUAGGCUAUUAGCAUAAAUUCGGUUUUCUUAGUGUUCAAUGUUUGACUUGUUGGCUUCCAAUUACCAUUUAUUAACUUAACACAAGACGUUUGAUUUGUCCAGACUUUUAAGUCGUCAUCUAAUAUAAAUACGGCCAAUCACACAACCUAUGGUGAACCAUACUACAGUCAUGCGCCCGCGAUUAUUGAUGAACUUUAGCCUUCGCUAGUGCGUUCCUUUCCUCGAGUAUGAAUAGCCGGGCGGAAUUAGUACCCAGGGCCCGGGCUUAUGCCCGGAACGGCGCUCUGCGCCGUUGGCUCGGGUAAGCAUUCGAAAAUUACCAAACUGUAGAAACAAUUCAACAUGAGGUCCACGUUUGAAUCAAGGACGUGCUGGGGUCUUCAAAAAGAACGACGAAUGGGCAACGUCUGAAGCCCCAUCUGGGGCCCUGGUCCAGUGACGGACGGGUCAAGAUUGGGGUGGGGGGUAUUACCGAUCAAACAUGAAACAUUUCAGUCGCUAAUUAACAUUUCCCCCCCAAAAUUGUUGGCGAAAAAAUUUCCGGACAUACAAUUUUUCAGCAACUUUCAAAUUAAUGUACCGUCAUUUGUUAAAUUUUUCGGUAAUAUUUUCGUAAAUUUAGAUUUUUAAAAUAUAAAUUGUAAUAUCUUAAUCUUCAUUUUCAAAAUUAAAAUCUAUAUUUUUAUUUUUUCCAAUGUUUUAAUUUUAGGGGCUCACGAUGACAGGGGCCACAACAAGUUCUCGUCGGCUCGUCCCUAGCCAGCACGUCCUUGCUUUGAAUUUACUAUAUGAGUAAAUUGCUAAACACGUCAGAAAUUAUCAAUACAAUAAAUUCGCGAAACAUGUUGAGCCCUAACACUAAUAUAAUUUUAAUCUAACCCUAAUCUAAUCUUUAUCUGACACUAAUCUAAACUUGAUGACAUUUUAUUUUUUUUUUAAUGUGGAGUUUUUUAUAUUGAUAAUUUCGGACUUGUACAUGUUGCAAAUUUAUUGUAUUAAUAAUUUCGGAAGUGUUAACGUUUAACAAUUUACUCAUAUAGUAAAUUCAAAGGUGGAAGCUCAUGUUGAAAAAAUUACUAAAUUUCUGCUGUCAACGAAAGUGGUCAGAAAAUCAGUAAAAAUUCAUACAGAAUCAUAUUACAGAUGCUGUAACUUUGUAAAUGUUCUUUUUCUGUUAAUUAAACAACCCCUUUAAAUUAAAAGCAGCAAUUAAUUAAGCUGAACGGUUAUUGUUUGUAAAUAAGUUUUGAAUAAUAAUUCAAAUAAUAAAAAUUGUAUCGUUGUCGUUGUGUAGUAUCAUUAUCCUUUUAUAUAUGCUUAGCCCUUACCGAUAAUUCCUUGGAAAACACGUUGAUUUUGAUUGGCCCCUAGCCUCCUCCGCAGGCAACUCUUGUUUCCCACUCCCAAAUAAAUACCGACCUUUCAACCAGAAGAGACAAUAUUUUUUUCGAAUUUGGAAUUUGUAUGACUACAUUAGGAAACAUAAGGGGACAUUGCGAUACAAAUGUUGUUUUAUAGGGUGUUAAUACGGGCGGGCGUUUGAUAGAGUGGGAUAAAUUCAAUUCUCUUCUGGUAGAAAGGUCGGUAUAUAUUUGGGAUUUGGGAGUGGGAAGCAAGAGUUGCCUGCGGAGGAGGCUAAUUGGCCACCUAAUUUUAUAACCCAAACUCUUCCAAGCUUGGUGGGAUUAACCAUAGAUUAAUGGAUCACUUCAUUUAGCAAAUGAGAUUACGAGCUUUUUAAUUUUUGGAUCGUGAUCUGAUUGGUUAAAAUGAAGGCGGACCAGAAAAUAGACGGGCACCUACAAAAUGGCGAAAUUGCUGGUAACCUGGCGUGGAACUUAUUUAAAGUUUAGAACUUGAAAUAGUUUAAUUUUAUGUUUUUAGUUGUGUUUUUAAAUUUGAUAUAACAUAAACAAGUAGUAAAGAUACAUUUUUAUAAGUUAGAUAAAAAGCACAAAACACACUGCUAACUUUUUUACUUACAAUUCACUUGAUCGGUAAAUUAGAAGAUCUGUUUUAUAUCAAAUUGGGGUAAAACAAAUAACAUUUUUAAAAAGAAAAUUGCCUCAUCAGUCCAUACUUCCGGACUCUGCUAGCUCGUAUCGGUCAAGUCCGUCUCGUGCUACUCAACGUCAUCGUCAGAGGCGAGUGGUGAGGUAUAGGUGACUUACCAACCGGUAUCGAACGAACGACGGCAGAAAGUGCCAGCGGCCACCCUUUUCCGGAAGAUCCGGACUCACCCUAGUCUCCCUCGCAGACGUUCUUAUAACUCUAACCCUCGCUAGUUCGUUAGUUAGCGAGGGUUAGAGCUCUAAGAUCGCCUGAGAGGGAGACUAUAGACUCGCCCUUGAGAAAACCCGGACUUUAUAUAUAUAUAUAUAUAUAUAUAUAUAUAUAUAUAUAUAUAUAUAUAUAUAUAUAUAUAUAUAUAUAUAUAUAUAUAUAUAUAUAUAUUAACUAUUUUGGUUGCGGUUUUUUGGUUGCGGUAUUAUUAAUAGUUUGCGAACUAUUUUGGUUGCGGUAUUAUUAUUCUGGGUGAUUUUAAUCAACUAAAUGUUAGAAGACUAAAUACCAAUUUUAAUCUAAUAUAAACUGUCAACUUUCCCACCCGUGGUCAAAAUACUCUCGAUUUGGUGCUGACCAACUUAGACAAGUUCUAUGAAAAACCAAUUAAGAUGUCCCCCUUUGGCCUAUCUGACCAUGUUACCAUUGUAGUGAAACCUAAAAAACGAGGACAGGACAAGGUUGUUAAAUCAAUCGUAAAGUCGAGGGAUAUGCGACCAAGUAAACGUUAUGCAAUGAAGUCCUAUCUGGAACAAAUAAAUGUUUCCAAUUUAAUUAAUUCGGUGCAAUCAUGUGAUAAUAAAGUCUCGAUGCUGGAAACAAUUGUUAAGAUUGGCCUCGAUUUCAUUAUGCCCUUGCAAACUAGGACAGUUAUAUCAAAUGAGCCAGUGUGGAUGACUUCCUCUUUGAAAGACCUUAUAGGAAAACGACAAAAAGCUUUGAAUAGUGGAAAUUUAGAAGAAUUCAAGCGGCUCCGUAAUUGCGUGAAUUGGGAGCGGAAAAAAUGUCGUUCUAAAUACUACGAAGCGAAGGUCAAACAUCUAACAAUUUGCAAAUCUUCCGACUGGUGGAGAGAAGUCAAGAAAUUGAGUGGAAUGAACUCGGCUUUCAACUCUAAAAAUGAGGUGUACAAGUCGUUAGAAAAUCUAAAUGGGACAGCUACUAGUACCAAACAUCUUGCCAACAUUAUCAAUGGAAUCUUUCUUUCUCCUAUGAAUAACUUCUCCCCUUUAGCCAGUGACUUUUUCGCUUGUACCGAUUUCGGCAGCGAUGAACCUGGUUUUACGGUUCCGGAGCAGGAGGUCUUGAUGAAAUUGUCAAAAAUGAAUCCAGCCAAGGCCAGUGGUCCAGAUGGGAUACCCAACUGGGUUCUAAAGGAAAAUGCUGAUCUACUGGCCGAUCCUGUAAAAGAGAUUUUGAAUCUUUCGUAUAGAAAUGGCUGUCUUCUGCAGUCGUGGAAAGAAGCGGAUAUUGUCCCUCUUCCAAAGCAGAAACCCGUAAAAGACGUGAAUAAGCACCUAUGCCCCAUUUCAUUAACAUCUGUUGUAUCAAAGGUGGCGGAGGAAUUCGUUGUCGAAAAUUUUGUUAAACCUGCUGUCCUUAGUAAGAUUGACAUAAAUCAAUUUGGAACGAUUCCCAAAUCAUCAACGACUCAUGCGCUAAUAAGCAUGAUACAUAAGUGGAAAAAACAAACGGACGGAAACGGUUCUAUGGUGCGGGUUGUCCUUUUUGAUUUCAAAAAAGCCUUUGACUUAAUCGAUCAUGGUAUUCUCGUAGACAAGCUUACUACCUUUGAAAUACCAAAGCGAAUAAUUGGGUGGAUCGUUAAUUUUCUCAAAGACCGUAAACAGCGCGUCAAGUUAAGCCAAGAUUGUCACUCCGAAUGGGGUUUGGUUCCGGCAGGCGUCCCUCAAGGGAUUAAAUUGGGUCCUUGGCUUUUUGCUAUAAUGAUAAAUGACCUAAAAAUAGCGGAUAUAGAUUUAUGGAAGUAUGUGGACGAUACUACCAUCUCCGAGAUUGUCCUUAAACAUGAAACCAGCAGCAUCCAAUCUCAGGUAGAUGAGUUUAUAAGGAAAUCAACUGCAAAUAAAUUUCAGUUAAACGAAGAGAAAUGCAAAGAGCUUCAAAUUACCUUUGCAAGAAACGGGCGUACGUUUACACCCGUGUAUGUUAAUAAUAAACCAAUCGAAGUUGUCCCUUCUGCAAAGAUAUUGGGCAUGUGAAUUACGAACGACCUUAAAUGGAAUACCCACAUCUCAGAGAUUGUAAAGAAAGUUUCAACAAGACUCUUCUUUCUUUGUCAACUAAAAAGAACAAAAAUCUGUAGAAAGGAUUUACUAACAUUUUACCUGACCUGUGUGCGUCCUGUGAUGGAAUAUGCUUGUCCCGUUUUCCACGACUCCUUACCCAAUUACCUAUGCGAAGAUCUGGAGAAGUUACAGAAGCGAGCCCUUCAUAUAAUCUUCCCAACAUGUUACCUUAUGCAGAAGCUUUGGUAGAAGCGGGAGUUGACUCAUUAUUUAAUAGAAGACAAAUCCUAACUACUACACUAUUUAAUGAUAUUGCAAAUGACGAAAGUCAUAAGCUUUACCAAUUACUACCAAGUAAGAACUUUUCAAAUUAUAAUAUAAGGAAAGAGAACAUUUUUAACGUUUCUAUUAGUAGGACGAAUAGAUUUAAAAAUAGUUUUAUACAGCAUAAUUCUACAAUGUAUUUUAGAUAAAAUAAAUAUUUAUAUAAGGAAAGAGAACAUUUUCAACGUUUCUGUUAGUAGGACGACUAGAUUUAAAAAUAGUUUUAUACAACAUAAUUCUACAAUGUAUUUUAGAUAAAGUAAAUAUUUAUUGUAAAGUUAGAAGCGUAUUUCAACCCGUGGGUUGUAAUGUUUUUAAUUAAUUAAUUAAACUAUCUAUCUAUCUAUCUAUCUAUCUAUCUACCUAUCUCUCUACCUAUCUAUCUAUCUAUCUAUCUAUCUAUCUAUCUAUCUAUCUAUCUAUCUAUCUAUCUAUCUAUCUAUCUAUCUAUCUAUCUAUCUCCAUCUCCAUCUCCACCUCCAUCUAUAUCUACAGGGUGUAUCAAAAUAAACGCAAUUCAUCUUUUGUGCUUAAUAACUUUCGAAAUACUAUUUCUAGUUAAAGGCUUUUAGGCUUACUUCAAAGCCUGUUCUUUUCUCUUUCAAACAAACUAUUAUCCUUGUCUCCAAUGCUAGUAAUAAUUGCACACGAAAAGAUUUAGUAAAACCUAUCAUUUUUAGUUGCUGUUUAAUUAUGCAAGUUUACUAUGUUAUUGUUUAGUCGGUUUAAAUGUUAGAAUUUUCUUCUUUAAACUUUAAUGUUGUCGUCACUACAUCUGGAAAACCACGUAAGAACAAAUUAAAAGCAUUUUAAAAGAGAUCAGGUUGUUUGAAAAUCCUAAACGAAUGCUGAGAAUCGUCAAAACAUUCUGGUGUCUGAGCCCGCCAGAGUGUCAUCGAAUUGCGAUGUAAUGUAAACAGAAAUUAUAGCAAGAAUUAUAGCCAAAAUUAUAUCGCAUUUGAAGUUUCAAACUGAGUUAAAAAUAGUGGAAGAAAAGCCGUAAUUAUACUUAUUGUUACAAUCCAUUUAAUAAAAUGCAACAUUUUUUUGUUUUAAUGAAAAAAUCAGUUAUUUUCAUGAGAACGAUUUGUUAUUCCAUCUCAAUUUUUUAAUCUCCAAUCGCAAUAACGUAAAGUAUUAUUACCCGCGAACCAAUGAGUCAAAUUUAAGAAACAACCCACUGUUAGAAAGCUGAAUGGCUACGCUUUAAAAUGAAUGUAAACUUUAACGUUUUCGUCUAUUAUUUGUUUAGCAAUUUACAUUUCAGUCGAGGAUUGCGCUUUUUUUGAUACACCCUGUAUAUCUAUCUCUAUCUCUAUCUCUAUCUAUAUCUAUAUCUAUAUCUAUAUCUAUAUCUAUAUCUAUAUAUCUUCACUUCGGUGUUGUUGAGCACUCUGCGGAGUUGUUAAUGGAUGUCUAUUAGCGAUAAUGCAAAGCUCACUUCCCUUGUGGUCGUUUGAGCACUCUGGCUCCAUUACGCUCUGCGCAUGUCUGGAUGCGUUGAGUCACCGUGUUGUAACACAUGCCUUGGUGAGAGCAAGUUCAUGGGGGUAUAAAUACGAUUGUCUCACGUAUCUAGACGUGUACCAAGCUGCACUGACGAGGCGUUGAACGCCGAAACAUGCAUGUCUGCAGAUUGUACUAUAUAUAUAUAUAUAUAUAUAUAUAUAUAUAUAUAUAUAUAAACAAUAAUAAUAAUAUUUCAAUUAUAUAGUGUAAAAAGAGUGCUCAACAUCAAGAAUUUAACAGAGCAAAUAGUAUUUUAACUUAAAAUUGAGUCACAACUCUGAGUUUCACGCUGAGUGCGAUCAUCAGGUGACGGUGUUACAAGUGACGGUUCAAUCGAUUGAUUUCGGUUCAAUCGAUCGUUCAAUCGGAUUGAACCGUCACUUGUAACACCGUCACCUGAUGAUCGCACUCAGCGUGAAACUCAGAGUUGUGACUCAAUUUUAAGUUAAAAUAUUAUAUAUAUAUAUAUAUACAGUAUAUAUAUAUAUAUAUAUAUAUAUAUAUAUAUAUAUAUAUAUAUAUAUAUAUAUAUAUAUAUAUAUAUAUAUAUAUAUAUAUAUAUAUAUACGGUAUUUUAUUACAUUAUACACAAAUCAGUAUUAAACAGUAUCAACAGAUAAUUGGAAAAUGAGCUUUAAUAGCCCUAGUUCAUAAAUACAUCGCCGAAUCAACAUAUCAAUCAUCACCGUAAUAUCAAUAUAAUUUUCAAUAUCAAACAGUUUAUACUGUAUUUAACAAGUAAUCCCAAAACAAUUUAAUUUCAAUCAAUUUCAAGAUAACUGUCAACACAAAAUAUUGCCCAAAAUAUUUUCAAUUCAUCUUGCCUAGCUAGUGAGGCAGCACAUUGUCAUGCAUACUCAUAUGAUUUUCAAGUUCGGUGGCAAUUUCAAACUCAGCAUUGCAGACACAACAGAAAUAACCAGUACCAGUUGCUUGCCUUGCUUCUAAUUCCUUACAGAUGUCACAUUGGUGGGAUGUACCAUGCUCUUUGGCCUUGUGCUCAUUUAAACUUUGAAUAUCAGCAAACUGUUUGUUGCAUUUGUCACAGUCAAAAUCAUCACUCAGUAUCUCAUCAGCAUGUCCUUGUCCUUGCGAUUGAAUAACUUCUCUGCCACAAGUGUUGCACACUAAUAAGCCGUCUUUUGAAUGUGUUCUCCAAUGGCGUUUCAGACUUUGUAGUUGUCUGAAUGUUUUCUUGCAGAUACUGCACUCAAAUCUCUGGUCACUCUUGUGAGCUGAUAUUUUAUGUCGUGUUAGUUUGUGUGAUACUGUAAAUCUCUUGUUGCAAACGUCACAUUUAUAAGGUUUGUCUCUAGUGUGUGUUCUUUUAUGUCUAGCUAAAUGGCUCGAUUGUGAAAAUCUCUUCCUACAAAUAUCACAUUCAUAAGGUUUGUCUCCAGUGUGUGUGCUUUUAUGGGACACUAAGUCGCUCGAUUGUGAAAAUCUCUUCUUACAAAUAUCACAUUCAUAAGGUUUGUCUCCAGUGUGUGUUCUUUUAUGGGACGCUAAAUGGCUCGAUUGUGAAAAUCUCUUCUUGCAAAUAUCACAUUCAUAAGGUUUGUCUCCAGUAUGUGUUCUUUUAUGUUUAACUAAGGUGCUUGAGCAUGAAAAUCGUUUGUUGCAAACAUUGCAUUCAUACGGUUUCUCUCCAGUGUGUGUUCUCUUAUGUUCAGCUAAGUUCCUUGACUUUGAAAAUCUUUUGUUACAAACAUUGCAUUCAUAAGGUUUGUCUCCAGUGUGUGUUCUUUUGUGAUCUGCUCUGUGGCUUGACUGUGAAAAUCGUUUGUUGCAAACAUCGCAUUCAUAAGGUUUGUCUCCAGUGUGUGUUCUCUUAUGAACCGUUAAAUUGCUUGACUGUGAAAAAGGUUUGUUGCAAACAUCGCAUUCAUAAGGUUUGUCUCCAGUGUGUGUUCUCUUAUGUUCCACUAAGUGGUUUGAUUGAAAAAAUCGUUUGUUACAAACAUGGCAUUCAUAAGGUUUGUCUCCAGUAUGCGUUCUUUUAUGUCUUAGCAAAGAGCUUCUCUGUGAAAACAUCUUGUUGCACAACUCGCAUUUCUUAGACAUGGUUUUUCAGCUUUUGAUCUUUUCCCCGUACGGUGACACGUGCGGUCAAAUUUCGAUUUAAAAUAUCACCCAACUGUUCCCUCGAGUCUUUCUUUAUUGAAUCUUUGUAACACUUUGGUUUUUAUCGAAUUUCCGAACAUAGAAAUGAGAAUAUUCCGAGACACAGUCUGCAAACAACACCAUAUGGGAUAUGGCGCCCAAAACACAGUGCUUCCAUUUUCAAAAUCAAAAUUUCCCAUUUUUGUCAUCAAAAUUUCCCAUUUUUGUCAUCAAAAUUUCUCUAAAUUCCUUAGAUUGUAUAGCAGCUGGGAACUUUGUUGCGCAUGCGCCAGAACUUUGUUGCGCAUGCGCCAGAUUAACCAAAAAUUCCAUUGAAACUUGAAGAUUUCCCCCUGAUUUGAUGAUUUCCCCAAAGAAAUAUAGCGAAACGCUCGCGGUUGUUGUAUAUUUUUGAAUGCCUGUUUAAACUUUUUACUUUUUUUCUUGAGUCAAAGACAGAGUAAAAUGUACUCUACGUUUCCAGUGUACAGAAUAUCUCGUUUGAGCAGCAAUAGCAUUAUAAUCCUGGCACAAAAAAGAAGGCUGACAUUUGACAAGCUAAAUGUGCAGUCAUGCCCGGGUAGGGUGGCCCAGAUCCGUCAUAGUAUUUUCUUUAUUUAUUUUUUAAAAAAAUAUUUAAUUAUUAAAAGUGAAAACUAUUUUAAAACGAAAUCAAAACAAAAGUAAAAUCAAUCGCAAAUCAAAAUCAAAAUAAAACUCAAAUUCACCAUGGCCCAGAAACGCCAUAGACAACAAUUAAUUUAAAAAGUGAAAACCAUUUCAAAACGAAAUCAAAACAAAAGUAAAAUUAAUCGCAAAAUAAAAAUAAAAUGCAAAUUUACCAUGGCCCACAACGGCCAUAGACCACAAUGCAUUGCGAGUACUACGGUAACGGGAGGGGGGGGGCUGGUGGGGUGAUGGGAAUGGGAAUGGGAGAGUGUGCAUUUUGUUUGUCAACAUGGCGUUUGGCAAAAUGACCAGGAAUUAAAAUAGCGUUUGCAAACGUAUAUAAGGCAAGGUCUUCAAAACACCGAAAUUUUGAGUUUCAUGCAGCGAGACAAAUGUACUUGUUACCCAUCAGUUUAAAUUCAACUAUUGGUCUUCUCUUUGUUAACCAAACCUUACAGUUUUUGGUUCUACAUAUGCAAAGUCUCCCUGUUCAUUGAUAAUCCUUUCGUUCCAGUUUAAUCCAAAAAAGGAAUCCAAUACUUCAUUAUUAGUGAUGGCAUAAAUUUCUUUUCCCCUCUGACGGGUAAGAGAAGCACAGCUUCCCAUACCUUCAUUAAAGACAUCGUAAUCUACAGGAAUUUCGAUCCGAUUUUCUGGGUCGUCCUUAAGGCCAGAAUACAAUGUUCGCUUAAUUUCUCUGUACUGAUUUAUUUAUUUAUUUAUUUAGCUAAUUUUCCAACUAGGGCAGGGUCACCACAACGGCAUAUGCCAAUUACUGUGCGCUCUCUUUACCUAACCAAACCGGAGUACCCGGGGAAAACCCGCGACUUUCGGCAGAGCGUUGACUGUAUUCUUUUCGCGUGAAUACUGGGUUCGAGUCGCAUUGAGAAAGUUCUUACUGAGGCUUGAACCUGCGACCUCAGAGGUGAAAGGCAAGUGCGCUAGCCACUUGGCCACCGAAGCCCCAUACAUACGUUCAUUAAUUAAAGCCAUUGAGUCUUUCUUGAAGUGAAACUGAAAUUCAGGAUGGGUAUCAAGUUGUUUUCACCUUUGUUCGUGGUGAUGGAAACAGUAAUGGGUAUAAAAACAUGGUUCAUGCCGGAAUUUGAAUAUAAAUUUACCUUGAUUUGGCACAGGGAUUUGUCAGAACUCGGUGAAACAGUAGAGAUUCAGUCGCAAUCAUAACCGACUAUUAAGUAUAAACGACUAUAGUCACUAUGCAUAGCCAACAAUUACUUUGUCUGGUAUAAGUUGUUUAACACAAUUUAUUUAGAUGUAUAGCAGAGUUAUAGUUCCAGGAAUGUUUUUCCAUUCCAUCCUAUGGCGAAACUGAAAAAGCUAAUUUAGGUCACAAACAAAGUGCUUGUUUACGUUUAGUAUGUAUAUCACUAAUAAGAUCCCAAUUACACAGUACCUGAUUUGCAUGCUUAUGACAUAAGCCUUAACUUUCUUCUAUUUCCUGUCAUGUGCUCACAGUUUAAGUGCUAAACACACCAUAAAAUGGUAAAUUUAAUGUUGUAACAAUGCCAAUCAGGAAUUGUGUACCUUGCGCUUUAGACAAACUGGACAUAUAAUACACAUUUAAGCCACUUUUCAGGUUAUUAUUGUUUUAUGUAUUGUAGAUAAAUAUGAUUAAAUCAGAACAAUUAUGUGUACUAAGCUGUUCAUAGAAGUACUAUAAAUUUAGAGUGCAUCUUGGUUCCCAUUUUCUAUUCACCUUAACCAGGUGUGCACAAAAAUGUUUUAGUAUAACAUGUCCGGCAGUUAGCAGUGCAAGUUUUGAUAGUAUGACCAGUUGCUGAGCAAUUCCGAUCCCACAAUAAUGAUCCUGCUUAACCCUUUGACAACCAGAACUCUCAAAGUACUGAACUCUUUGUUUUUUUAGGAAAUUUUGCUCUAUAGCUGAAACUCCUUGAUAUCGAUGGUUAGAUGAUCUGAGGUAGUCUUUUGAAGCAAUAUCGUUGUACUUCUCCAUUCCCUGCUGAUUGUAUAUGUUUAAAUUACCAUUAAGUUUCAGGAAUUCUGCAUGGAACCUGAUGGUACAUGGCAUGCAUAUGGGCUGUAACAUUUUUAGCUUUGUAGAGAACAAGAAAUUUUUCAAACCAUUUUGUCAUCUUGUCUUUCAAGUUUGUUACAGCCUCACUGGUUGCAUAAUCCAGCUUUAAGUCGCCAACAAUUUCCAUAAUCUGAACAGUUAUACUAUAUCGAACAAGUUUAAUUUAAAGGCAACUCCAAAACAAGUUAAUCAAUUUCAAGCAAAGCCAGAUUAAUUUCAAAACUUUUUUUAGCACAACAUAUCACACAAAAUGUUUUCAAUUCAUCUUUCCCAGCUAGUGGGGCAGCUAGCAAUGCACAUUGUCAUGCAUACUCAUAUGAGCUUCAAUUUCAACGGUAAUUUCAAACUCGGCAUCGCAGAUACAACUGAAAUAACCAAUACCAGUUGCUUCUCUUGAUUCUAAUUCCUUACAGACAUCACAUUGGUAGGACGUACAAUUGCCCUUUGGUCUUGUGCUGAUAUAAACUUUCAUUAUUAGGGGAACUGUUUGUUCCAUUUGUCACAGACAAUUUGAUCAUGUGUGUCAUUUAUAGCAUGUCCUUGACCUUGAAUAAUUUCUUGGCAACUGGUAUGGCACAACUAUAUAAGGCUAUAAGCCAUCUCUCAAGUAUGAUCUCCAGUGACGUUUCAGGGCUCGAAGUAGAGAAAAAAUAUGGCUUGCCAGUCUAAAAUUUUUUGGCAGAUGAAAUAAAUUUUAGCCUGCCAUUUUUAUUCAUUGAAAUGCCAAAAUGGCGAUGUCUUAUAGGAGUCAUAUUGUAAAAAUCAAUGUUUUCAUGAUAUGCAUUUUUGUUAUUUUUAAUUAAAUUAAACUUGUCUAUUUUACAACAGUAAACUUGGAUUUACAUUUCAAACAUAAAUGUAUUUACUCAACUAAAGAAGCAAUUGUUUAAAAUGAUCUAGUAUAUAUGAGUUGUGGUAAGCAAAUGGAAUGAAACUAUACAGUAUCUAUAGAAUUUCACCUGCCAUUUUUCUUGACUUGGUCAAUUCAAAUUUGUUUUUGCCUGCCAUUUCUAAAAUAUGACUUACUUUUGGCCAUUGCAGCCCGCUAUUUCGAGCCCUGCGUUUGAUACUUUAUUGUUUUUCAGUGAAUGUUUUCUUGCAAUUAUCACACUCAAAACUCUGAUUUCUCUUGUCUGCUGGUAUGUUAUGUCGUCUGAACUUGUGUGAUUCUAUUAUUAUUAUUAUUAUUAUUAUUAUUAUUAUUAUUAUUAUUAUUAUUAUUAUUAUUAUUAUUAUUAUUAUUAUUAUUAUUAUUAUUAUUAUUAUUAUUUGCUGUAGAAAUAAAGAAUGGACAAAUCCCGAACUAAUGAACAUUUAAAGUAACUAUUUCUAUAAAUAAUUAACAAUUUUUGUAUAUAAAACUAUAACCACGUAUAAGUGAUUCAAGUAGUCAAUUGUAGGUUACCUCAAGAAGUGAGAUUUACAAUUGUAUAUAUCUAUAAAUGUUCUAUUAAUAAUAUUAUUAUUAUUAUUAUUAUUAUUAUUAUUAUUAUUAUUAUUAUUAUUAUUAUUAUUAUUAUUAUUAUUAUUAUUAUUAUUAUUAUUAUUAUUAUUAUUAUUAUUAUUAUUAUUAUUAUUAUUAUUAUUAUUAAAACAUCUUUAUAUACGGUAGCUAAUCAACUAUAAAAUAUUUACAAGGUUUUCGUUGCUUUUCAUUAGGCCGUGUAGUUACAAACAGUAUAAGAAACUCCCAUCCACCCUCCCCAUAUAAUAACAGUAAAAUCUUCGCACUCAAACCCCACCCAAAUAAGAUAAAAGAUAAUUCAAGAGUUUUUAUUUCUCUCAUUCCAAACUUUAGCAGCAGCGUAAGCGAAAGUACGUUUCAUUGAAUUUGUUUUUGGCUUGGACAACAUCAACUUGUUUUUAUUGCUUCGUAAUUCAUAUCUUACAGAGUUGGAUAAUGUGAACAUAUCCGAAAUGUUCUUAGGACAUUGGCAU
Paramuricea clavata is the source of this 44644-nucleotide messenger RNA. NCBI's taxonomy places the organism in Eukaryota, Metazoa, Cnidaria, Anthozoa, Malacalcyonacea, Plexauridae. The record is from the annotation of a GenBank genome assembly.